Messenger RNA from Pelobates cultripes (western spadefoot toad), 69692 nucleotides. The record is from the annotation of a GenBank genome assembly. NCBI's taxonomy places the organism in Eukaryota, Metazoa, Chordata, Amphibia, Anura, Pelobatidae.
AUGGCCCUGCCAUCAGACCCACCCCGGUCCCCCCAGGAUAUCCCGUGUCAUCCACCAUGCCAGCUGCACAAGGACAGCAGAUGAUACCCGCCCCUAGGCCUCAAACUAGAGCAUGCUUUAAUUGUAACCAACUGGGCCAUUUCAGGAGAGCUUGCCCUCACCGCAGAGUGCCUAGACAGCCAACCACUAGACUGUCUAACCCUGUGUUCAGCUAUCCUAUGUACCCCAAUGCUCCCCAGGCACAUACUUCGUAUUUCCCUCCUCAGGUAUAUGGCCAAGCCGUAUACCAACCCUCUCCAGCUGAUACCUGACACCCUUUCCCUGAUAGUUAUGAUACAGAUGAUUACCAGCCAGAUGACCGUCCUGUACCCAGUCAACAUCUCCCUAUACGCCAGCCUCAACAGGCCAGCCACUCCACCACAACCACACAUCACUACACCUGCCCUGAUCAAUCUCAUCUAGACCUUGUGCAAUAGAUAACCGGCAAACCUGUGUCUCUCAUGGAAGUGUCUACAGGGGACAAAGGGGGACCUCUCGCUACAGUAGUCCUACCCGUAGAGGGUCAUCCUACUACCUUUUUAGUUGACACAGGUGCAGCCCGCAGUGUUCUCAGAGAACAAGACCUGCCUGUAUCAUCUUACCUAUCCGACACAGAUGUCUCUUGUGUAGGUGUCGAUGGUAUCCCUAGAAACAACCCAUUAACUAAGCUCUUGCGGGUGGGUUCAGACAUUCUCUCACGGUUUGUUGUCUCUUCUACUUGUCCAAUUAACCUUUUAGGUGCUGAUGUUCUGUCCCAUCUUCAAGCUUCGAUCUCCUUCACCGCUGACGGCUGUCCUCUGCACUCUGCCCUUACUACUACACAUGACAUCCCCCACCGAGGAGGUAAGGGUCCCAGAUGCCCCCCAGUGCCCUGGAUAGAGUCCCUGCUAAACUUUGGUCCACAGGUCCUGAUGACAUUGGACGCCUACGAGUCCCACCUGUGGUAGUAACACUGAUAAGGGGAGCUAAUCUACCACGACGACCACAAUACCCAUUGAAACCUGCACAAGCACUUCCCAUCUCAAAGCAAGUUGAAAGUCUACUGGCAAAAGGUGCUCUGGUCAAGUGUGUUUCACCGUGCAACACCCCUCUAUUUCCAGUAAAAAAGGAAGACUGAAAAAGGCCAACCUGACCAAUACCAAAUGGUUCAAGACCUCCACGCUGUUAAUGAUGUCACCAAACGAGACACUGCCGUUUCCCAAAUCCACAUACACUGUUGUCACAAGUCCCUCCCACGGCAAAAUUCUUCACUGUGGUUGAUCUUGGCAAUGCCUUUUUCAGCAUGCCCUUGGAUCCCUCUUGUCAAUAUCUGUUUGCCUUCACACACGAUCAUCAACAGUAUACAUGGACUGUUAGGCCUCAAGGUGCACAGAAUUCCCCAACCCAAUUCGCAAAGGCUAUGUCAGCUGUCCUAGAACCUUGGCAGAAGUCUCACCCUGACUUGGUCCUGCUCCAGUAUGUGGAUAAUCUACUCCUCUGUGUGGAUGAUUUUCCAACUGCUGAACAAAAUUCCGAAGAUCUCCUUUGUUUCCUCGCUGAAGAAGGAUGUAAAGCUUCCAGAACGAAACUUUAGUGGUGCCGGCCCUCUGCGGUCUUCUUGGGACAUUGCCUUUCCCAUGGCACCCAUCAUCUAACAAGGACCAUGGUACUCGCCAUUAUAAACCUUACCCUUCCGACCACCCAUCAGGCUCUUCAUGCCUUCGUGGGCAUCACCAGGGCCGGCGCUACCUGUAAGGCGGACUAGGCAGCCGCCUAGGGCGCCCCUUGUGAGGGGGCGCCGCCAGGAGCGCCGGCCCCCCCAUGCUGCAGCCGCCCGAGCGCUCUGCAGAGAGCCUCAGGCGGCUGCAGCUUUGCCCGGGCGGUGCGUCCAUGAGGGCGGACCGCACUGCCCGGGCGCAGCCUGAGGAGAGGCUGACAGGAGGGAAGCGUUCAGCGCUCCCUCCUGUCAGCACCUCUCUGUAGCGUGGCCGAGCCCUGUAUAGUCGGCGGGUACAGGGAGCAUCUGUCUCCUGUACCCGGCUGGACUAACAGGAAGUGCACACAUUGCCUUGGGAGGGGAGGGGGGGGAGAAGAAAUAUUACAGGAGGGGGGGGAGAAGAAACUGGGAGGAGGGGGGGGAGGCUGAAUUGUCAGUGGAGGGGGGGAGAGAAGAAAUUGGGAGGGGAGGGGGGGGAGGAGAAGAAACUGGGAGGAGGGGGAGAGAAGAAACUGGGAGGAGGGGGGAGAAGAAGAACUGGGAGGAGGGGGGGGAGAAGAAACUGGGAGGGGAGGGGGGAGAAGAAGAAACUGGGAGGAGGGGGGAGAGAAGAAAUUGACAGGGAGGGGGGAGAAGAAGAAAACUGACAGGGAGGGGGAGAAGAAGAAACUGACAGGAGGGGGAGAAGAAGAAACUGACAGGAGGGGGAGAAGAAGAAAUUGACAGGGAGGGGGAGAAGAAGAAAUUGACAGGAGGGGAGAAGAAGAAAUCGAUAGGAGGGGAGAAGAAAUGACAGGAGGGGAGAAGAGAAGAAAUUGACAGGGGAGGGGGAGAAGAAGAAAUUGACAGGGGGGAGAAGAAGGAAACUGACAGGGGGAGAAGAAGAAAUUGACAGGGAGAAGAAGAAAUCUGAUUAGGGGAGAAGAAGAAAUUGACAGGGGGAGAAGAAGAAAUUGAAUAGGGGAGAAGAAUGAAACUGAUAGUGGGGAGAAGAAGAAAUUGACAGGGGAGAAGAAGAAAUUGUGGGGGGGAGAAGAAGAAAUUGGUGGGGGGAGAAGAUGAAACUGGUGGGGGGAGAAGAAGAACCAGGAGGAGCGGAUAGGGGAGGGAGGGCAAUGAGAGGGAAGGAGAAGAGGAGGACAAGGAGAGGGGGGAGAAGAGAGAGUGACACAAGGAGAGGGGGGGGAGAAGAGAGAGUGACAAGGGAGAGGGGGGAGAAGAGAGUGACAAGGGAGAGGGGGGAGAAGAGAGUGACAAGGGAGGGGGGAGAGAUUCACAUCCAUCACACACACAUGCAAUGCACCCCUUGCACACAGAAAAACACACAAUGCAUUACACACACACACACACACACAAACAAGGCAACCCUUACACACAAUGCAUCCCUUACACACACACACAAACACACAAUGCAUUCCUUACACACACUCAAUGCACCCCUUACACACACUCAAUGCACCCCUUACACAUGCACACACUGCAUCCUGUACACAGGGCCGGCCUUAGGUGUUCAGGCGCCCCCCCCCCCCUCACCUGUCUCUGUUUGGACCCCUUCAAACUAUUUUAGGAGCAUUCACAAUCUGUUGCCUCCACCCCCUUCUACAAAACCACUGCACCUCUUAACCAAAAUCCCUGCCCAGAUCUUCACCAAGCCCCUGGCCACCACUUCAUCAAACUCCUGGCCACCCCUUCCCCUUCAUCAAUGCCCUGGCCAUCCCUUCGUCAAACUCCUAGCCACCCCUUACCCUUCAUCAAUCCCCUCCCUCCCCUUUAUCAAUUCCUGCCACCCCUUCAUCAGUCCCCUGCCCCUCUCAUCAAUUCCCUCCCACCCUUUACUCAGCCCUCUGCCCCUAUUCAUCAGCCGCCUGACCCCCUAAUCAAUCCCCUCCCACCCCUUUAACAGCCCUCUGCCCCAUUCAUCAAUCCCCUGACCCCCUCACCAAUCCCCUCCCCCUUUUAUCAGCACCCUGACCCCGUCAUCAGUACCCUCCCACCCCUAUCACCCACCUGCCCCCCUUUAAUCAGUCCCAUGCCCCCCUUUUCAACCCCCUGCUCCCCUUCAUCAGCCCCCUUAAUACAUCCCAUGCCAAAUAAUCCAACCCCUGGCCACCCCUUCAUCAGUCCCCUGCCCCCUCAUCAAUUCCCUCCCACCUAUUUAUCAGCCAUCUGCCCCCAUUUCAUCAGCCCCCUGAUCUCCUCAUCAAUCCCCUCCCACUCCUUUAUCAACCACCUGCCCCCUUUAAUCAGCCCCAUGCCCCCCUUUUCAGUUUCCUGCCACCCUUUAUCAGCCCCCUUAAUAAAUCCCCUUCCAAUUAAUGCAAUCCAUGCCACCCCUUCAUCAAUCCCCUGCCCCCCUUAAUUAAAUUCCUGCACCUCUUCAACAAAACCUAUUUAAUAAAAAAGAAAAAAAAAAGUCACUCACAGUAAAGGCUGCUGCUCCCUGGACUGAGCUGUCUCCGCCGAUUGAAGAGCACCGGGUGCCGUCUUCACUCACUGAAUUGGAUCCUUCCGCGGCUCCCUCUGAUGACAGAGCACGUCGACGUUACGCAAGUACGCAGCAUAACGCCCCCACGCUCCUCCUCCACCCUCCAUACAGAAGUGGAUUCCCGGCGGCGGCUCUCUGCUCAUAAUUUGCAAGUCAAGUGCAAAGCAGUAUUAUGCACACUUUAAAUACAGAACUCGGCCGGCCUGCGAGCUGUGUUGGCCGCCCGGCGCCCCUGUUGCCAUGGCGCCCUGUGCGGCCGCACAGCUCGCACACCCCUAAGGCCGGCCCUGCCUGUACAUACACAGAAACACACCUUGCAGCCCUUACACAUACAAACUCAGAUUCACACAAUGCAUUCCUUAUCAGGACAUCCCCUACACACUCCACCCCCUGUGAACAAACUCAUUGGUGGAACAUGAAGGUGGACCCUGGGACCCAGACCUUGAGCUGUGUAAAGGGCCCCCAAAAAAUGGAGCUGCUUACCGUUCUCCCAGAACAUUGAUUUUUGUGACCACAGUUACAAACAGCCUCCAGAGAGCCUGUUCUACACCAGACCAGUGGAGCCAGACUGCAGCUAGAGCCCAUCAUCAUCCUCAUCUCGUUGUAAGUAGGCAAUCUAGUAUAUUAUUCGUGGCACUAAUCUCUAAUUUACCUCACAUUAAAGAAGCACUUUAGUCUCCAGAACCACUGCAGCUUAAUGUAGUUGUUCUGGUGUCUAUAGCCUGUCCCUGUAUGCCUUAUAAUGUAAACACGGCGGCACUGCAGCACUGGCGUUAGUUAACAUGGCAGAUCAUAUGGGUGGAGCAUUGUGAUGUCACAUGGGGGGGGCGGCAAACUUUACUUUUACCUAGGGCGGCAAAAAUCCUUGCACCGGCCCUGCUCAUCACAUACUACCGGUCCUGGAUCUCUGAGGCUUCUCAGCUCAUGCAACCUCUCUAUGACGCCUUGAAGACUGAACCCUUUUCAUUGUCUCCUACAGCUCACACUGUUAGUUUCAGAAAAGAUGGGCCAUGCUUCAGGGGUCCUUUGUCAAUCACAUGGCUCCCGUCAACGUCCUAUUGGUUACUGCAUGCUAGACCCCGUGGCUAGGGGUGGUCCCUGCCGUUUGCGUGCUGUUUUUCAUGCAAGUGCCCUGCUGGACAAAACUAAUGUCUUUGUUCUUGGACAUAAACUCAUUGUCCUUGCUCCCCAUGAUAUCACGGCCAUCCUGAAUCAAGUCCAACCAAAACACCUCCUCCUCCGCCUCCAAACCUCUCUCCUCUUACCUGAUAACGUUACUCUACAAAGUAGUUACUCUUUGAACCCAGCCACUCUUCUGCCACUUCCGAAGGGGGGAGUACCACAAUACUGGUACAGUCUGGACAUAAAUCCUGAUGUUCACAUGGACCUUCAAGUGAAAAAGCCUACGGUUCCACAUGAUGAACAACCCGAUAACUACUUACAUUGCACCCUGUGGUUCAAGAGCACCCCAGGUCCUGACCCAUACUAUGAAGAACUCUUCAGACUGGUAGAAAUACGCAUUACACUAACAGACCUGUUUUGUGACUCCAAAGGAAACAUUGUUCUCUUAGACUACCUGCCUAUGGAGGUUUCUCAGUUAUAUCACCAUUGGGAGGUGGAUGUUCCUCAUAUCUCCUUCACCAAGUCUCCAGAUCUCUCAUGGAAAAAACUUGGCCCAAUGGCCAAAACAUGGAGUACUGCAACCCAAGAACAGCUCACAUUAACGGGGGUCACCAAAAGAACCAUAAACUGCAACACAGUGGGUUACCCUCGAUAUCAUACAGAGAUAUGUGAAGACAUCCCUCCUACAGAACAAGACCCGGAUGCCCCUCCCUGAUUGCUUUUGCAGAUUUGCAGAUGAACAAGGACAAUAUCAUACCGGAUAUGCAGUCACCACAGAAGACCAAAUACUCCAAGCAUCUGCUCUUCCAUUGUCUAAGUCGGCACAAGAAGCCGAACUAAUAGCCCUCACGGUAGCAUGCAAAAUGUCUGAAGGGAAGCCUGUUAAUAUAUUUACACAGACUCAAGGUAUGCUCUACGCGUGGCACAUGAUUUUGGCUUAAUCUGGAAAACCAGGGGGUUCCUUACAGCAACAGGUACCCCUGUGAAACAUGGCGCAGCUAUCCAAAGAAUUAGACGCUUUACUGCUUCCUGAAGAGGUGGCCAUACUGAAGGUAAAGGCCCACCGGAGACUAAAUUCAGAUGAAGCACAUUGCAAACACUUAGUCGACCAGGCCGCUAUGGAUGCAGCGCGAAAGUGUUGGGAAGUGGACAGAAGAGUGUCCGUUGAAAAGACUCGUAUUUACACUAUGCAGACUUUACCCACCGAUCUCAAGCUCCUAAGAGAACAACAGGCCAGAAGCCUUUCCAGUCGCCAAUCUCACUGCCAAGACCACGGCAAAGCACCUACUUACUGAAAUCAUCUGCAGAUAUGGAGUUCUUGAGGUGAUCGAAAGUGACCAGGGAACAUCCUUCACCGCCUUACAAACCAAAGAAAUCUGGGCAGCACUGGGGGUGACCCUUGCAUUCCACACACCCUAUCACCCACAGAGAAGUGGUAAGGUAGAACGCACUCUGAAAGCCAGAAUGCUUAAGAUGGCCCAAGAAACUAACCUACCCUGGCCGGAAAGUCUUCCCAUAGCACUAUUUAGUGGAAGGUACACUCCAAAAGGGAGAUUUAGCUUAUCCCCCUACGAGAUUUUAUUUGGUACAGCACCCAGGUUAGGCUGUUACUUUCCUCAACAACUUCAAAUUCAGUCAGAUGCAAGGUAGAUUAUAUAACUGCACGCUCACAUGCUUUGACCAAAAUCCAUGCACAAGUGUUUUCUUCUACUCCAGAUCCAGAGUCAAAUACAGGUACACAUAAGCUACUUCCUGGUGACUGGGUCAUGGUCAAGAUGUUUCUCAGAAAACAUACCCUUGAGCCAAGGUUUGAUGGUCCAUUCCAAGUGCUAUUGACUACGUCUACCUCUGUAAAGUUGGCCGGGAAGAGUACCUGGAUACACACCUCGCACUGUAAUAAAGUUCCUGAUCCAGAGGAAGCAGAUUCCGCCAAACCAUGAGCUUCCUGUGCCUUUUUUUGCUGCUAGGCCUAUUAAUGGCCCAACAAGUUGGUAUUACCAAAGAUAAUCAUGUUUAUACAUUCUGGUAUAACUCUUCAAACACACAUGUAGCUACUUUUACCUUUGAUUACUGUGAUAUUGUUCCUUGUACCUUUCCACAGUCACAACACUCAGCAAUAUACAAAGACAUACCGAACAAGAAGGACCCCUACAUUUGUGCGACAGGUGGCCAUUGGGGACACCACUGUGGUACCUGGAAAGCAGUGGGUUGGAACACAGGCCGACCAUGGGGCUACAGACCACAAAGUGCCUUAGAUAGGAUUGACAGAUAUGGGAAACCCUUGUUACACAGAAUUGACAGAUAUGGGGAACCCUUGUUACACAGAAUGACCUUAUGUAGGCCAACAGGGUCUACCCCAAUGAAACUCACCUUAAACAUAGAACAUCCCUGCCCAGGGGACGCUGGAGAGUACGUAAUGAAAAUGUAUUGGAAAGGGGGUGGCUCAUAUAACAAAUUGGGGACCUUCUAUUUACAAGACAUGCUUACGUCACCUGGGUAGACUCUACACACAUGACAAUUAACCCUCUAAAACCACACAUUAAAACCCUUAAAGACAUGGUAGCCAUUGCUAAUCCCACAUUUGAAGAUACUAUGGCUGUAGAGACCGGGUUUUCAGAUACUAAUCUAUUGCUUGAGCGGAUGAGGUAGAAUGCUAAUUCACAUAAUAAAACUAACUGUUAAGUUUGUGGAGGGGCCAGACUCCAUCUGGGUACAGUGCCCUUCAGUUUACCUUCAGAUGUUGAAACAUGUUUCCUAAGUCUCUGUGCGCAGUCACCAACACACUCAUCUGUGUGUGAAUCAUGGAAAAACGUGUACCCAAUAACCCAAGGGAAUAUCAAGUCACCUGAUGGGAUCACCGUGUACCCAGGUAACUACACAUGCUACAAGAUACAUGGAGCCACAGGAAAAUUUGUGGGUAAAUUCCUUUCUGGCUACUGUACUACCGACAGAGAACCUCCCACUGCCCUAUUAGUAAAUCAUGUUAAAUCUGUGGGAGACAUUUAUUGGCUAUGCGGUGACAUGCAGCUCAGAUCUAAAAUGACUGGCCUGUGGUGGGGAGAAUGCACUCUGACCAAAGCUAUCAUGCCCAUACAUAUAAUUUCUGAUAACCACCAAGGCCAACUUGAUUCACCACACACAUAUUUAGGGGUAAAAAGAGACCCCUGUUCGAGGUAGUUUUGACCCACAUAUAUCGAUGCCAUAGGUGUACCAAGGGGGGUACCAAACGAGUUCAAGGCCAGAGAUGAGGUUGCGGCAGGAUUCGAAUCCCUGAUCCCACUCAUCACCUCUAACAAGAAUGUUAAUUGGAUCAAUUAUAUUUACUAUAAUCAGCAACGCUUUGUCAAUUACACGAGAGAUGCCCUCCAGGGCUUGGCAGAACUCAGCAAUAUAUUUCAGAACCGAAUGGCCUUAGACAUGAUACUAGCAGAGAAAGGGGGCGUGUGUAAAAUACUUCCCGAUACUAUGACAUGCUGUACCUUCAUCCCAGACAAUACAGGUCCCAAUGGUAAGGUAACUACGGCCAUAGAGAAAUUAGAAAGUCUCUCUGAUGAAAUAACAAAGAACUCGGGAGUCCACAAUUCAUGCGAAAGAUGGUUUGGUGGGAUGAGUGGAUGGCAGAAAACUCUCCUUCAAGGCGGUAUGGCGGUUCUUACUGUGGUAAUUCUCUUUCUUUUCCUGGGUUGCUGCCCUGUGUGCAGAAAUACUUACAGAAGACUGUAGGUCAGACCAUUGACCGCACCACACCUACAUUCCUACAUCAGGAUUUUGACGAUAUAGACUGACACACCACAGACACACACCUCAUCAGUCCCACCACAAUCAAUUGAUUGAUUCCACAUCAUUAAGUAUUUAAUGGAGGCAUUAUCUAGAGCUUGUCUGGAAUGACUUACCUUAAAGUGGCGAUACGUUUCUUCUGGUUAUCAGGUGCAACCAAAUCCUUAAUUUAGUGCAUUCAGUAUUGAUGUGGAAUCAGUCGAUUAUCUUGUGUAUCUGCCCCCGGCCAAAUUAAAGAAGUAGUGUGUGCACGCUCCUAAAGUAAUUCACACCAGACACAAGUUUCGGGUUAAUGAAAAACUUGAGGAAUGUUUAUUCUGAGGGGAUGGCAUGCCCCUUAUAAAAUUACAUCAUAUGCUUUGUCAGAGAUAACCUGGAAUAAUACAUCAAUAAUUGGUUAGGUGUUAAGUGGUUCAUUUAUUGCUCUUCCUACUAGGUGUGAUGUCACUGGUAUCUUGGAGGUCUCCCCCAGAUUCCAGCACCAUCUUGUUAAUGAGGGUGUUAGUCGAUAUCAAAGGGAAACUCCCUAGCGGCCAUUUUAGGUAAAUCACAUAUAAGGUUGAAUAAUGCGGAUUGUGGUUAUGCUGAAUAAAUAGGCAUUUUAUUAAUAUGAAUUGGGUUAAUAUUUUGUCCACAACCGUCCCAACUUAAAAUGACUAUUUACUAAAGAGACAACUACUAACUGACCCUAAUAAUGUCCCUACUUGGCUGCAGCUCAUCUGUCUGAACAGGCCUCGAAUGCUUCACUGCGCGGAUAUCCCGUAGUGGCUAACCCACUACGUCUCUGGCGUCAGACUCCUACCCAUGGAGACAGACGCUGUGUGGGGAAUCAAGUGGGCCUUGGUGGUUAUCAAAACUUAUAUGUAUAGGCAUGAUGGCUUUGUUCAGAGUGCAUUCUCCCCACCACAGGCCAGUCAUUUUAGAUCUGAGUUGCAUAUCACCACAUAGCCUUAUAAAAAUAAAUAAAUAAAAAAUAAAAUACUAAAAACAAGCAAACAUGUAUAAUAGAGAGCUAUGCAGACUUCCUCAAAGGAACUUCCUUGUGCAGUUCAGUCAGUUUGGAGAGAAUUUGUGGUCCCUGGUCAAUUCUAGCAAAUACUUGGUUUAAUGAGUAAGAUGGAUUAAGACUUCCUUAAUGCCAUGUUAACAUCAACAACUGCCCUGGCCAUGAAUAGUGAUCUGGUGAUGCCAUCAAGGCUGUGAUAAACAACGUAUGACUGCCAAUGUGGAACAUGGACAAGAAGAACAUGGCUUUAAAGCUUGAUUAAACUUUUUGGAAUUUGAGUUUCAAUUCACCAUAAUUCAAAUGUUUACUGCAUUGACAAUUAAAAUAAUUAACAGAUAUUAAUUCAAAACUGAAUAGCAAAAUUUGGGACAUUGGAAAACAGCUGGUGUUUAUGAAUGUGAAUUAAUUUUUUUUCUGUGAGUAAACCCUGCUGGAAUUUGAGAAUUUUCCUAUCCAUCUAUUUUUUGCCUAAAAUGUGCUAUUCAGUCUCAAAUUUACUACAAUCUACAGUUUAGUUUAGAAACUCUUCUAAGUUAAUGGCUGAAACGUUGUUAAAUUAAUCACGGUUAUUCAGUGAAGAGUGAAUUCUCAGAUUUCACUAGGGAAUUAAAAUUAUACAUGUAAAAUAAACAAACACUCUCUGGGUUCCAGUUCAUUGAAUUCCCAAUAAUUAUUAACAGUUUUUGAGAAAACCUUGAAAAUAAAAAACUUUUUGUGCAGCUGUGGUUUUACAGUUCUUUUUACGAAAACUGUAUAUUUUAUUGACAUUAAUAUAAAUGAAUUUAUAAAAGGGAUUUUUUAAAGAAGCAGCCUCACCCCUUGAAAACAUUUGAUGACUAAAAUUAGCAAGGACUGGUUUUUCCGGUCUAUAUGCUGGUUUCAAACAAUAAUAGAUGUGCCAGCUACUCAGCACUACCAGAUUAAUAAUGCACACUCAGGGGAGUUAAAACAAAAUUAGUCUUCUGUAGGAUCCACUGAUAAGAAAAAUGCUUAGAGGCAAGAGUCAAUUCUUAUUUCUCUUCAAUGGGUAAAAUCCUAAUAACAUUCUCAAAAUACUUUUUGAAAGGUCUGGGUUUGUUUAAGGCAAAUUACAUCUUUCAUUCUUAAUAAAAAAUUAUUCCGCCAAGGUUAAAAGGGAAACUAUAGUGCCAGGAAAACAAAGCUGUUUUCCUGGCACUAUAUCUUUCCCCUUUGUCAAGCCCCCCUCCCCCCGUGGUGCAGAAGGGGUUAAUAACCCCGUUUGUCACACACCUGGGUCCAGCGCCGCUGAGCGCUGGCUUGGCUCCGUCCACAUUCCUCCCCUGCCAUCAGCCGUGGGGAGGGGAGCAGACCUAAUGCGCAUUCACUGCUUUCCUAUAAGGAUUCGAGUGACGCUGGAAGUCCUCAUGCAUAGCGUGAGAACGUCCCGCAUCAUUUAGGCGACCAAAAGUGCCAUCGAGACCGAAAGUCCCUUUAGUGGCUGCCUGGUAGACAGCCACUAGAGGAAGAGUUAGCCCUAGAAGGCAAUUAUUGCAGUUUAUUAAAAAAAACACAACAAAAAAAAACACAAACACAUUUCUAGUCGUACAACAGGAUACAUUUACCAUAUUAGUCCCAUUACCAAAAACUUUCCUUGAUAUGUCAAUGUACGAACACUGAAACAUUGAGCAUUUGGUAAUGUCAGUCUGCUAAAAUUAAAGGGACACUAUAGUCACCCAGACCACUUAAACUCAAUGAAGUGGUCUGGGUGACAGGUCCCUCAGGUUUUAACCCUUCAGAUGCAAACAUAGCAGUUUCCAAGAAACUGCUAUGUUUACAUUUGGGGUUAAUCCAACCUCUAGUGGCUGUCUUCUGGGUGGGGGCACACUCAGGGCACUAUGGUGUCAGGAAAACUGCUUUGUUUUCUCUGACACUAUAGUGAUUCUUUAAAUAAUUUAUUUUAUUUUAAAGUCCUAUGACUGCGCCCGGACGCUUCAGAAGAGGCGCCGACUGUGCCACAUCACGAAGAUCAAGACUAGAGACCAGUCGACCACACAGCUACCGGAUAGAAUAAUGGGCGCAUUUCGCGGAUUCUACGAAGAGCUUUAUAACCUACCCACAGACCGCUCCGACGAUGCCCACCGCCGCAGAGACACAGAGAUAGAAGCAUACCUCCAAAAUCACGUUAUAAAACACUUUAAGCCGCGAACAGGCGGAGGAGCUGGAUGCCCCUCUUACCCUGGAAGAACUCCAACUAGCGCUGAAGGGCGCCAAACUGAACAAGGCCCCGGGCCCGGACGGCUUCCCGGCAAGAUAUCUCAAGGAAUUCGGUGAUGUCCUGCUACCUAAAUUGCUCACGGGCCUUAAUUCCCUCCUGGACGGCGAGGCCCUUCCACGGGACCUCCUAACGGCCACUAUCACCGUUAUCCUUAAGGAGGGAAAGGACCCGUCCAGCUGUGCGAGCUACAGGCCGAUAUCCCUCCUAAAUGCUGACCUAAAGCUCUUCACGAAGGUCAUCGCCACGCGCAUCGGCAGGAUCCUACCAGAGCUGGUACACCCAGACCAGGUCGGAUUCAUCCCGAGAAGAGAAGCUAGGGACAACACUAUACGGGCUCUGAAUGUCAUCCAGGCGGCACGGCAGUCCUCGCAAAAGAUCCUACUUCUCUCUACAGAUGCGGAGAAGGCCUUCGACAGGGUCGACUGGCGCUUCAUGAAGGCAACGUUGAGGGCCAUGGGUUUUGGGCCGAAAAUGUUGGCGUGGAUCUCCUCCCUGUACGUGGACCCGACUGCACGUCUCCGGAUCAAUGGCGCACUAUCUGAACCUAUCCGGAUUCGAAACGGAACACGACAAGGCUGCCCGCUUUCCCCCCUUCUGUUUGCCCUCUCCCUGGAGCCAUUCCUGGGGGCGGUCAGGCGGGAGGGGGGAAUUGGGGGACUCAAUGUCUACGGGCAGACGCAUAAGGUAGCGGCCUAUGCCGACGACAUGCUGUUUUUCGUUGCCGAUCCAUUGGUGUCCUUGCCGAACUUGCUGAAGGCCUUCGCGGAAUACGGUAGGGUGUCUAAUAUGAAGCUGAACACGGAUAAGUCAGAGGCACUCCCCAUCACCAUUAACAAAGAGCUGACCGAACACUUGAAGACCCAAUUCGCCUUCACGUGGUGCUGCCAUAAAAUUAAAUACCUGGGAAUAUGGCUCUCGGCGGACUUAACCCAACUUUACACCCACAACUUCGCCCCGAUGCUUCACACUCUGAAAACAGACCUGACACGCUGGGGGAGCCUCUGUGUGUCCUGGUUCGGAAGAAUAAAUGCUAUAAAGAUGAACCUCUUGCCCCGCCUCCUUUACCUAUUCCAAACCAUCCCCAUUAACCCGCCUAUCUCCUUCUUUAGAUCCGUCGAGGCAGCCAUCACACAGUUUAUAUGGUGCUCUAAGACCCCCAGAUUGAAGAAAAUCCACCUUCACCAACCGAAAGACAGGGGUGGAACCGGCCUCCCUUCUAUAAGGGACUACCACAGGGCGACACACCUGCUCAGAGUAGUGGACUGGCACGUGCCCAGGACCGACAAGGCCUGGAUCAACCUGGAACGGGCACAAUUGGGAGGCGCCCUGCCGGCAGUUGCCUGGCUAGGGGGCCCACUGACUAACUCGCGGACUCGGAACCACCCUCUGAUAGGGGCGACACUGCGGACCUGGUACUCCAUACGGACGAGGCUCCAGCUGUCCACCACACCGGGACCACUCACCCCAAUCACACACAACCCGGAACUCGCGGGGAGCCUCACUCCCCGGGAUAUCGAGGCGUUUGGAGAGGCGGAAUGGACGUUCAUGCACCAAUGGUGUACAGAGGACUCAUUAAAGCAACUCCCGGACCUGAUACGAGAGGCAGUGCCAUCGGGCCUGGACAGGUUCCGGUACUUCCAAGUUAAGACCUACUAUCAGUCACACACUGGACGCAGCCUGUUCCAUAGACAGACCACGGAACUCGAGGACCUGUGCAUGCAACAAACCCAUAUGACCCGUGGUGUCUCCACCCUCUACAAAAUGAUCAUCACCGCAUCCGCCGGGGAACCCAUGAAACACAUGACACGCUGGGAGGAGGCCGCGGGCAUCACACUUUCAGCCCCCCAGUGGACGAAAAUCCACAUCCUGACCCAUCAAAGCGCCAUGAGUUCCAAACACCAAGAGCUAAACUAUAAACUACUGACUGGCUGGUAUAGGACCCCAGCGCGGCUUCACCGGAUGAUGCCCGAGGUCUCCGAGGUCUGCUGGAGGUGCGGCAUGGGGACGGGUACUGACUUGCAUAUUUGGUGGUCAUGCGAAAAGAUAGCCACCUACUGGAGGCAAGUCCAUGCAAAGAUUAAGGACAUUAUGGAUAUAGAGCUCCCCUUUCAACCGCUGCAGAUGCUCCUUCACCACACUCCCCUACCCUUAUCGCGCUAUAAAAAAUCCCUGACCAGACACCUCUUAAAUGCGGCCAAACUUCUUAUCCCGAUCAGGUGGCGGUCCCCUCAGGUGCCAACUCUUGUGCAUUGGAUGGACAAAGUGGAGGAGAUUCAUGGCAUGGAACAACUCACGGCCUCUCUCCGGAACACCACGGAACGCUACCUACAGAUCUGGACCCCAUGGCUCAUAUUCAUCGCUGAGAAUCGCACUGCCAGGACACAACCAACGACUGACGCCACCCUCACAGCUGCAGGUGGGACUGCAUAGGUCACUCGAGGGUUUCGGACGAACUUGGGAGCCCUAGGGGAGCCACUGUGGAGGGGCGCAGAGAGGGAUUGCACCCCGUAGGGGGGAACCUCGAGAAGAUCGCAUUGUCCUCUACCACCCUUCCCUUAUGCCGUCAAGCUUCCCCACUCCCCCUCCCCCCUCUCUUUUACUUCCUGUAACUCCGCUCACUCUGCUUUACCUGCUCUCACACCUCUAGGCCUCCUGUACCGAAUACGUCUAGCGCUGGGCGUAAGUGGUACAGUUAAAGCGGGCUAAAGCUGGGCCAACCGAAUACCUAGAGUCAGCGCCACCCCGUACAUCGUUUAACAAGCGACCGAUGCCCCCUGAUAGACACUCCGUGAGUAGGAGAGAAGUAGGGUACCAUAAGGUGGACAUUCAGCUAUGAGAGCCCCCUAACCAGGGUGACGCAACACGACGUCAACGACACAAACAUGGUAGAGGCCGACGUCCGACGCAUGACGGGGAAACAGCAUAUCCACGGGAGCCUGGGGAUUACUGGGACGAGGAGAACUGAGAUCCCCCACGAAUACUACAUCACUCAUGACACUUAGCUCUUAGACCCCCGACAGAAAGCUGACCCCUGGUUACAAACGACCCACUGGGGGAGACAUACCGACGAGUGCCGGGUACGCUUACACAUCAUAAGGGCUGCAGGCUCGCUAAAUACCCAAGCAACAAGGGGACUGCAAUGCACAUACGUGCCCUCAACCCAGACAUCUAGCUGUUCCACCGUAAGGGUUCACUGCUUUGGGUAGCGCUCACUAACCAGGCUAAUAUCUGCUAGGUACACCCAAUCCAAAUUAUCACUUAAUAAUGGGAACAAUGCUAACGCACUCAUUUAAAGCGAGCCCAGGCAAAGCGUAUGGCCUAAACUUCACUACACGCUCACAGGGAGCUGAGGUGAGUGCCCAUGUGCUUCUCACUUGCCCUCGACCGAUCUCCCUGUAAUCCCCUAAAUUUUCACUACUUGAGAUUCCUAAACUCCACAUACUGCUGUUCGCUUAGACUACCGAGAAGCACGAUUGAUACAUAGUUACAGAAUACCUUCACACAAUAUCAACCGUUUUACUACCACUACGCUAUUCUUCCUAGAAAUGUUUCUCUUAACAUAUACAGAGGCUCAAAGUUACUAAGAAUUGUCUUAAAAUGUAUUGUAUUAUACCUGUUAUGUAUGGAACAUUGUUGUUUCCCUUCUUCAUUUUGUAUCCCAUACGACUCAAUGCCUCAAUAAAAAAAAAAAAAAAGUCCUAUGACUGCUUUCUUCCACACGGGAAACAUUUUUUAAAUGAUCUUUCCCACCUCUAUAUCUGCACAUUAUGGUAGCACAACGCAUUGUAGGGCUAUUAUAAAAAUUAUUUUUUCCCCACGGUCAAUUCUACUUCCCAGUCUGGUCAUGGUUAUAUAUCCUUAUCACAUCACUAAAGUGUUGAGGAAUAUGUUGGCUCAAUAAUAAUAAUAGAUUGGAUAAUCAUUCAUUUCACAUACUAAAUCACACCACUUUUUAUUAUACACAUUUUCACACAUGCAUUUACAUACUGCCAACUUUGCAUAUACAAAAGAUGUGUAUCAGGUGUAAUAAAUUGUACAGGGGUAUUCAGACUUCAAUGAAAAACACAAGGCAAAAAAAAAAAAAAAAAAAGUCAUGCUUGCUUGAUUGGGAGGCAGUCUGAUGUCCAUUAACUAACCUGACAGUUAUUUGGGCAGAUCUGUCCCCUUUGGGUGGAGCGAGUGACGCAAUUGAGUCACUGGUCAGCCUCCUUUAUCCUCCUCCCACUAUAACUCCCGAUAGUUGCCCCCUAUCUGGUGGAUACCAACUGCAGUGCAGAAGGUAUUAAAACCUCUGACAGAUACUUACCAGAGUCCAGCGCUGAUGUCCCUCCUCCCCUGCAGCGCUUGAAAUGACCACGUUCUCAUUAGAUAUUGCUAUAAUAAUGCUUGUAUAAAGCAUUCCUACGGGGUUUUAGGCGACGAAGGACGUCCGCUCGCUACGCAUGGGGAUGUCCAGUGUCACCAAAAGUCACGACCCCUAGCAGGUAAUUAUUGCAGUUUUUUAAAAACUGCAAUAAUUACAACUGCAGGGUUAAGUGACCAGGGGACACUGCACCCAGACCACUUAGUCUGCGUCUAUAGCCUGUCUCGGCAAGCUGAACACUAUAAACGUUGCCUUUUCAGACCACUGUUACUCAAUCGGCCACUAGACAUGCUUGCCAUUUCAGUGCUGCACAGUAUGCAGUACUGGCGUUCACCAUCUCAAAGUUCUGCAUUGAGGCGCUGAACUUUCCCCAUAGAGAUGCAUUGAUUCAAUGAAUCUUUAUGAGGAGAUGCUAAUUAGUCAGGGCAGCAUUUGCCACACAUGCACAAUAGCCUCUCAAUGCUUGCCUAUGGAAAAGCAUUGUGGGGCGGAUCCUGCAUAAUCCCUGGACUUGGUGCAGGACUCCGUGAUACUACAUUCACAAAACACUAUACUCCCAGUUUGCCCACUGUUUUGACCCCCUUUACAGAGAGUUAAUAGAGCGCUAUUUGAAAGGGAGGUACAGUGGACCACUACGAACAAUAGCUACCUGAGAGCCUCUUUUUUUUCCAGCCCACAGGAGCCCCCAUUAAAUGACCAGCAUUUGAUAUCAACCGUUCUGGAACGGUUUUCGGCCAGGGCUUUCUUAGCGGCUAAUUUUAAACGCUAAUUUCCAACUCGAACUAUCUGGGGAUGUAUGGAGUGUUGUUUUGGGGGAUAUUUUAUGUUGGGCCUCUGUGCCUAGGAGAUAGUUGGAUUAAGGUUGUAACCCUCUCCCAGACCCAGAAACGCAAGGGCGGGAUCAGAUAUACAGAAGACAGACUUCCGUGACAGUCACAAGUAAACAGUCAAUAAGCCUGUAGUGGUUGUGGAGUAAUUUAGGGCAUAACCCAACAUAUACAUUAACAGCUAGACUGGAUCAAGCAUCAAAAAAAGAAGAGUCUGCUAUACCUUGAAUGGAGACCCCAUGCUGGUGGUCUAGGUUUAAAAGCUGCAUGGUUUAAAAAAAAACAAAAAAAAAAAACACUAAAACAUAAUUGUUGUUCUGCCCAGCACUGUGUUGUCUGAGGUCUGGGGAAAGGGGCUGUGACGGACUGCCUGCCUCCGCCAAUUGCUGCUUCCUAAUAGCCUGGAGUACUACAAGCACCAGACACAUAAGCACCGUAGCCCCUCAGCCACCGCAGCUCGACUGGGGUCUCGCUGUCCUCCACCCACCCCGAACCCAAACCCAAGAUCCAGCUUCCAGUGGGUGGACCUCUCCUACUCCAGAGAGUCUGGCAGGUACAGCUGUUCCCUAGAAUCACGAGACGAGGCUGCGUGUUGAGGGUGAAGUGAGCGGAUUUUAAUGGUAGCCACAGCUGGCCUUUUAUGCAAGGGGUUUCUGGUGACAUAUUCCAGGGGCAUUCCCCACUGGACUUUAGAGGGGACAGCAACAUAAGCACACACAGAAUUACAUUACCUCUCAGGUCCAGGACAUGCAUAAUAAAAAUACCCCAAAAUAUAUAUACUUAACAAUGAGGUAGCCCUUCAAGUUCUAUAUCCCCGGAUAGCAUGGAUCUGAGCGCCCAACAUAUCUCAAAAUACUCCGAUCCCACGAAUGUAGCCGAAACGCCACCGGGGUAUUAAGCCCCAAACUCCGGAGGGCCGGAGUUUGGGAAGUCUGUUUUAGACCGACCGCACAUGAGGCGCAUGGCCAAAAUAGUUCCAUAAAUUGAGGCUGUGUGGUCGGUCUCUUUUGGGAGUACCAAAAUACAUCACAUACAUAUGAAUAUCAGUUUGUGCGUACGUUACCAUAGUCUCUGUGGUUCGGGGAAUGUUUCCACAGAACGCCAUUAUGUUCGUAAGAAUAUUGUCGAAUAUGAGUAGGAAUGCAAGUCUCAGCGGUGUUCGUGCUGCUGAGUGUCCAAUUUUAGUUCCAUACACUCAACAACCAAACACCGCUGGCCGUGGUCAUAUCUCAAGAUGGCCACCACCACGUGUUCACACAAAACGGACGACCACCCAGCCGACCGCUUAGAACGUUGAGGUGUUCGCGGUUACGGAGGUGCUAGUAGAGGUCAAUAGGGUCAACAAGCGGCACACUCCGCAUCUGGGUGGUUGGUCAUUCGGUAGUUUAUUAUUUGAAGGGGACAAUGUUAAUAUACCGGCAUAGAGAAUUAAACCCUCCCCCAAAAUAAAUAAAUAAAUAACUAACUAACUAAAAUCCAGGGACAGGGAGAUCUGUCACAGGGGCUAUAAACACGAACACUCUUUUUCCAGCUAAGAGGGAAUUCCAGCAGAGAUAUCCAGUCAGGAUAUAGGAGCUCCCCCCUCCCUGACUCUUACCUGGGCACUCCCACUCCCUCCCCCCAACUCUUUCCACUUUGAUCAGCAGCAGGUCCUCUGUUCUCGCGAUCUGCGAAAGCGUUGCCGCGGAUAACGAGAACCUGCUGCUUGGAGAUUCCUGUAAGCGGCCCCCUUAAAUAUGACACGGGCAGAAAAAAUGCCACCCCUGUGAAAGUGCGCCCCAGCAUCCCCUUAGUGAGUAGCACCCGGGGCGGACCGCCCACUCCGCCCCCCUUAGUACGCCACUGGGCCAGUGACCUAAAAAUUGUUAAACACUAUAUAGUGUUCGGAAUACAUCUAUAGGUAUUCCUUUAACCUGGGUAAGAGUGCAAGGCCACAAAGGAUUGUAAAUUAUUGUCCCUCAUCACAGCUGCACCCACUGCGACUAUGGUAAUUAUGUUACUGAUUUACAGGAUGGUAACACCUUAAAAUUGCAGCUGCAAGCGUUUGUAGGAACAGCAUUUUUAGUGUGUGUGUGUGUUUAAUAACUCUGAGCAAAGGUUCAUUAGAAGUGCAUUGCAAAUAUGUAGUAGAUGUUCCUGUGGGAUAUUCUCUAUUACUCCUGAGGGGGGCACUGUUGUACAUUUAGUGUAAAUUAGACCAAUUUAAAGUGGAAUACCUGUCCUCCUGUGUGAACAGCUGGAACCCAGUUGCAUAGAACAGAACAUACAUAAAUUGACAUUUGGGGUGGAACAAACCUAAGUUUCAGGCUGGUAAUUAGAACACAGAAUUAUCAUGAAUAACUGCACAUUUUUUUGAGAAGUAAAAUAAUAUGCAACAUGACAGUAGAGUAGUGUCAUACGUGUAAUAUAGAUAGGUCAAGCUUGGGUAGUAAGAAAUAAACAUAAUUUGAGUUCUAUAAAAAAAAAAAAAAUCAAGCAUAACACAGGAGUCCACUGUAGAGAAGAAGGACAAACCUGUUGGGUUGCCACAGUGUUACAGAAGGCCAAUAGGAACGCCUGAGCUUUCAUCUGAUACCCGCUGUGACAAACUGCCCUAAAAUGCUCUUAUUUUCCCCAAGCUCAUGUUAUUUGCCCUUUGGUUCGGUAUUUUAUCUACAGAAAGCCGACCAACCCCUGCCUCAUUAUCUUAAAAGUAACCAUAAAUUUAAAGGAACACUAUAGUCACCAAAACAACUCUAGCUUAACGAAGCAGUGUUUGUGUAUAGAUCAUGCCUCUGAAGUUUCACUGUGUCCCUUUAAUUAAGUGCUCUCUCUGGGUGGCUGCCAUUUGUGAAGGACAUGUGCGCUGGAAAACGGUGGCCAUCUUGUCUCCCAAAGGCAGGCAGCGGUACUUGGUCGUUGAGUGUCUGGAACUCCAAGCCGGAAACUGACUUGUGAACACCGGUAACUUUGUACCCCCACCUGCUUCUAUUCCAGACAAGCCAGAAAAGGUACUGUUCGGUGGAAAGGUACACACGAACAAUCGCUACCUACGAGCUGGAGGAACUGUUCGGUAUUUUGUUCGUUUAGGAACUCCCGAAAUUGAACAACCGCUACCACUUUUCUUAUGGAACCAAUUUGGGCAGACGCCACCUGUGCGGUCGGUCAAAAACAAACAAACCCCAUAACCUUUACCCCGGUCGUGAUUCAGCUGUAUUCGAGGGAUCUGAGCGCUAUGUGGACAAUUUGGGAGCUUAGAUCCGAGGAUAUAAGACUUGUAGGGAUUCCUAUUAAUAUUGUGUUAGUUUUGGGGUGUUUUAUUCACUGUACCCCUAGUGCAGGGUAGGCAACCUUUUAGCAGCACUGUGCCGAAAUAAGAAGCGAGCUGGUCCUAUUUUAUUUUAUUUUUUAUUUUAUUUUUUAAUUGAGGUGUGCAUGUUGCCAUAUUCUGCUUGUUUUAUUUAUCAUUGUAUUUGUGUGUAUAUGAGCCAUUAUAUUGUAUAUAUUAAUGAGUAGUUUGUGGUAUCCUGUAUGAUACCUCGAGGACAGGUGCUGCAACAGCAGCUGUACUACCGUGUGGAUUCCCAUUCACAAGUGCUGGGAGGAAGUGAUCUGAGGUAACUUCCUCUACAUGCUGCAAUACAUACAUUUAAGAUUGUCCCUCACAACCUUUUCGUAUUAGCAGAUAUCUGAAGUUUCCCUGGGACUCCUGAUAGGCCAGAUCCCGUUUGGCUCUAGCAGCCUUGAAUGCCAUGCAAAGACACCUCAAGUGCCAUAGGUUGCCUCCCCCUGCUCUAGUGCCUGGGAGAUAGUUUAAGCAAAGUAAACGCACUUAUCUCCCAGACACGGAGGCCUAUGUUUCUGACCCCAUGUUUGUGUUUAUACAAGUGGGCUAUCAUAAUUAAUCAUUCCUGUUGUACCCUUCAAGAACAUGAAGUUCGUUACACCCGCCUUGUGAGAAGACCACUGGGUCUGUGGAUGGGUGACCGUAGCUUGGGGUAAUGUAGCUUAAAAGUCCCUUGAUUCAAUGUCUGGAGGAGAGGAGCCACCUAUCCUAAGCCAAUAAUGAUGGAAAGUCGCAAAAGGUAAUAAAUGCGGACCAAGAGGGGGCCAAGGCUGAGUUUAGUCGAUUUGUCAAGGUCUCCAAUAUGUGGUGAAUAUAUAUUUUGUGGUGCUAUUUGCAGACUGACUGGAUUCAAUUGCUCAAAGUAUCGUCCCAAGCUCAGGAACGAGCUCAGCACACCUCUGCUCUGCUUGCCAGUCAGACUCCAUCCCCCCAAAGUUUAUGAAAUUUACAUCCCUUAUCAUUCAGAUUGAGGACGUAGUAAAACAUAAUAGAUAGGAGCCAGAAAGGAAAAAAAAAAAAAAAAGUCAAAGGAUAGUAAGAAAAACGUAACCCUACACCUAAGGGAAUAAAAGUAAAAUAUACAACAUUUAAUAUACAGUAGCUGUGUAUUUUUCCUAUGCUUCACAAAAGAUGGCACUUCCUUUUGUCAAGCACUCAGAUUUCAUUAGAUAGGUAAGGGGGAAAAUGCUCUAUGGAGGAUUCAGUGGUAUUGCCGGGUUCCCAUAGACAUCAGUGUUGCAAUCUUGCGCAUGUGUAAGAGUACAGCGCUCACGUUCGCUACUGGCAGAUGAAGCAACAGGAGCAGAAAAGGACCUUGUGUAAGAAGGCGGCGGCGAGUGACAAUUAAGUAAAAACUGAGUUUUCCUGCCCCCACCCCCGCCCCCACAGCCAGCGGAAAGUAAACAGAGCAGUCACCAUCUGGGGUAUUUGCAAAAUAUGUUUUUUUUAAAUGUGUUUUAUUACUUUUGUUUAAUGCCCUCAAAUACAAAAUUAUGUUGUCCGUAUGUAAAAGUCAUGUAUUGUCAGUUAAUACGCGUUUCAAAAAAAAUGGCUUGUUUCUGGUAUUUAGAUUUUAUAUAAAAAUAAAUUACUCCACUCCUCCCCCCCCCCAUUUUCCUUACUGACAAGAACUAAAACUCUGCAUAUGCUCUUUCAAUAUCUUAAAGGAAAUGUAUGUUACAUAUUAUGUAGUCAUAUCUGCAUUUAAAGGGACACUAUAGUCAAUGUCACCAAAACAACUACAGCUUAAAGGACCACUCCAGGCACCCAGACCACUUCAGCUUAAUGAAGUAGUCUGGGUGCCUGGUCCAGCUAGGGUUAACCCAUUUUUUAAUAAACAUAGCAGUUUCAGAGAAACUGCUAUGUUUAUUAAUGGGUUAAGCCUUCCCCCUAAUCCUCUAGUGGCUGUCUCAUUGACAGCCACUAGCUUGCGUGCUUCUCACUGUGAUUUUCACAGUGAGAGCAAGCGUCCAUAGAAAGCAUUGUAAAUGCUUUCCUAUACCGGCUGAAUGAAUCGGCGCAGCUCUUGCAGCGCGCGCAUUCAGCCCAGGAGGAGGAGGAGGAGGGCAGAGAGAGCUCCCGCCCAGCGCUGGAAAAAGGUAAGUUUUAACCCCUUUCCCGAGCCGGGCGGGAGGGGGUCCCUGAGGGUGGGGGCACCCUCAGGGCACUAUAGUGCCAGGAAAACGAGUAUGUUUUCCUGGCACUAUAGUGGUCCUUUAAUGUAGUUGUUCUGGUGCCUAUAUCAUGUCUUUGCAGGCUUUUUAACAUACACAUGACCUUUUCAGAGAGUGGAAGGAGCCAGCCGUGAGGAGACCCAUGCAGUGCUAAAAAAAAAAAAAAGGGGAGUAAAGUCACCUUUUACUUUGCUGAUAGGGGACAGAGGGGCUAACCUAUAGUGACAGGAAUAAGUGUGUGUUCCUUUAAGCAAUAAAAAUAAUUGCAGUGCUAAUACACAUAAUUUCAUAACUACUUACACUAAUGUAUUUUUAGUUUUAUAGUACUGCAAUUAACCUUUACUAUAUAACCUAUUCAUUCUUAUAUUGACAGCCUAAUGGAAACCUUAUUCAUAGCAAAGUGCCAGUUGAUUUUGCUAGUUCACAAGAAGAUCAUGGUGUACAUUUUAUUUUCUGUGAUCAACUUAUUCUCAACUCUCUAUUUUGUUAAAAAAGGUGACUAUGCGAUAUUGAAACUGUAUAAUUUAAAUGGAUAUGAUGCAGAGCAGUGUGGUCUUACUCUCAGUUCUGAGUCCAAAUUUGAUAUGCAACUCUUUUUUACAAUCCCCCCUGCCUUAAUCCUAUGUUCAAUCAUGCGGCCUGGAAUGAGAGUUCCGAGUUGCCUGUAUUAAAGGCUAAACAAAUACAAAAGAUACACCACAAAUGAAAACAUGCAUGCAUUUGUCUGGUCCAUUGUGGGAAGGUCUAAAAACCAUCUUGCAAAAGCUUUGCAAGCUCGCCUCUUCUAACCUCGCCAAGACUUUCUGUGGUUGUCCAAUUAUAGACUUUCCAAUCAUUAAACUCAACUGUUGCUACUCCUGUGUCUGUCUCCCUCCAAGUCAUAGGUGCUACCAUCAGCUCCACCAUGCAGGCUCGCUGCCUAGGUGUUCUCUUUGACUCCAACCUCUCCUUCAUGCCUCAUGUUCAGUCUAUCGCCAAAUCCUGUAGUUUUCAUCUCAAAAACAUUGCGUGCAUCCGACCCUACUUGACGCCAGAUGCGACUAAGGUGUUGGUCCAUUCCAUUUUAAUCCACUCUGUUCCCAACUUGCGCCGUUACAGUCCAUAAUGAAUGCGGCGGCGAGGCUCAUCUUCCUGUCCGCCCGCACCUCCCAUGCCUCACCCUUCUGUCAGUCCCUACAUUGGCUUCCUAUAAAAUAUAGGGCUCAGUUUAAAAUUCUGGUUCUUGCUUUCAAAUCUCUACAUAAUGCUUCUCCCACCUAUCUAUCCUCCCGUCUAGGCCCUUCCGAUCUGCUGAAGACUUACGUCUAUCUUCUGUUAGUACUCCUACCUCUGAUGCUUGCCUUCAAGAUUUGCGGAAUUUGCUGGCGCUAUAUAAAUAAAUAACAACAACAAUGUCUUUGCAAGGCAGGUGCUCUGGGCAACUGCCUGCCUCUUGAGUUCAACUCCAUUGAGAAAAACAACCAGAAAGCAAAAUGGACCAAUUGCCUGAAAGCCAGGGGGUGUAACAAGGUUCAUUUAUAAAAGUUCCAAUUUGUAUUUAAAUCUGCACUUCUUGUUAAAGAGGUCACAUUCUUCACACGCGAAACCCUUCAGCAAGCUAAAAUGUUUUAAGGGACUGGAGUUUUGCAUCAGUUUGAGGAACACAACUUGAACAGAGAUCUGUAUUCCCUGGAGGGAGAGCCAAAGUAAGGACUGGGCCUGUGAAAAUGUGGCUCAGAUAAUAGCAGCACACAGCCCAGUAAGCCGAGCUAUGGGUAAACUGAUAGCAACAUAUACACACACAUAUACAUAUAUAUAUAUAUAUAUAUAUACACAUAUAUACACACACACACACACACACACACACACACCUCUCCAUCACCUUUAAACCCAUAGUUUUUCUUUAAUCAAUGGGGUAGUGUGAUGUUGUGGUUGGCUUAACACGAUAUGGUCAUAUGGUGCAAUAUUUGUUUGCAAGAUGAUUUUAAGUAGCCUUGUAAAAUUAAAACUGUGUACAUUGUUAAUCUGUUUACAAUGCUGCAACAGGGAGGACGAGCCGGAGCAGGUAACCUUUGGUCUGCACCUCCGCAGAGUGCACACUGAGAAACCCGGAGGUUGCACUCUGCACGAGGUGCAUACCACAUGCUCCCCCACUUGACCACCAGGGACGUUAACCCUCCAUAGACCCCUAGAGACCAAACACCCUCUCCCUGCGGAAAGUUCGGCAGGAGGGGACAAAACAGAACACACAUUGUGCCACAUCUAGCAAAUAUCACACAGCAAUCAAAUAUCAAAACAUACACAGUCAGUGUGUACCACACAUACAAACAAAACAAACAAACAAACAAACAGGUGGCUUAGAACAUACAGAAGGAGGGGGAAACAGAGUGCAACAGAGGAUGUAACACUCCUGGUUAUUCACAAAAUUUAAUCUGAAUGGAAAAACAAAAAGGGCAAAAAAAAUAAAUAAAAAUAAUUGUGAUUAAAGGAACACUAUAGUCGCCUAAAUUACUAUAGCUAAAUAAAGCAGUUUUAGUGCAUAGAUCAUUCCACUGCAAAUUCACUGCUCAAUUCACUGUCAUUUAGGAGUUAAAUCCCUUUGUUUCUGUUUAUGCAGCCCUAGCCACACCUCCCCUGGCUAUGACUGACAGAGCCUGCAUUGAAAAAAAAAAACAAAAAAAAAAAAACUGGUUUCACUUUCAAACAGAUUUAAUUUACCUUAAAUAAUUGUAUCUCAAUCUCUAAAUUGAACUUUAAUCACAUACAGGAGGCUCUUGUAGGGUCUAGCAAGCUAUUAAAAUAGCAGGGGAUAAGAAAAUCUUGAUUAAACAGAACUUGCAAUAAAAAAAGCCUAAAUAGGGCUCUCUUUACAGGAAGUGUUUAUGGAAGACUGUGCAAGUCACAUGCAGGGAGGUGUGACUAGGGUUCAUAAACAAAGGGAUUUAACUCCUAAAUGGCAGAGGAUUGAGCAGUGAGGCUGCAGGGGCAUGUUCUAUACACCAAAACUGCUUCAUUAAGCUAAAGUUGUUCAGGUGACUAUAGUGUCCCUUUAAGGCUAUGCUGGCUAAGUUUUCCAAGACCUGCUUUUUUUGCCUCAAUUUUUCCAUUUGGAAUUAUUUGAAAAAUGUAUGAUUUUAGUGAAUGAACCAGACAGUGUACAGGGUCUGAAAUCUUAGGGGUCAGGAUACGUAAAUUAGGUCGUCAGCAAUUUAGUCUCCUGGAAAUAAAAUGUAAAAACACACACACCACACACUGACAAGUUCCUAAACAGAAUAUUUUUACAGAUAAUAUUAGCCCACGGACUACAUAAGCUGCCAGUCGGCAAGUUAAUAAGUCCACAAACUUAAACACUGGUGCAGCGACAUUUGAUAAUAGGGGACUAGUAAUGUCGCGAACGGUUCGCUGCAGUUGCUGCAAAUCCCUAAACUUUACCAAAAUCAUCUUUGGACUCAGACGUUUCCAGAAAUUAACCUGGUUAGCUAGGACCCUGAAUUGUUGGGCAGAUUUCACUAGUCACUGCAAAGGUUGAAGGUACGGGAGGGGCUGAUUCAAAUAAAUCAAAGCUCUGUGAACAGUCUCAGGUCUGCUCAGAGAAGGGCUUUUGGGUAGUUCAGUUAUCAACCUCUACUUAAAGGGAAACCCACAGCACCAAAUUCCCUGGCACUUCCUCACAGUAAGUUGUCAAACCAUUUUAGAAUGGUUUAACAACUUACCUGGACAUUGUUUUGGCUGGACCCUCUUCACUUACUGUUCCUGUACGUCAUUCGUGUUUUGUUCGAAUUAAAUGUUUGUCUUGUUUCCUGACACUGGGUGUCACCGUCAAAUACCGGACCAAAAGAUCUGUUUCAAUCCAGGAAGUGCCCCCCAGUAGCUGAUAGACAGCCACUGGAGGCAGACUUAGGAGCUGCAACUAAACAUUGCAGUUUCUAUGGAACUGCAAUGCUUAAUAUUGAUGCAUGAAGUGCAAAAGGGACAGUGCACCCAGACCACUUGAAUGAGCUGUAAGGAUGUCUGUUACCUCAAUUAAGCCAAGCCCUGCAAAGUAUAAGCAUCAUUUACUGAACAGCAAGAACUGUAGUGUUUUGAAAACAGAAUUUCACCUUUGACACCUAGUAUGGACUUGAAAAAAAAAAAAUACUAUUUAAAUGGUUGUAUCCACCUAACAUUAUUUAUCAUUUGCAAAAAGAAAUGCAAAACAGUGACCACAACAGUUUGAGAAUUUCUUCCAAAUCAGCUAUUUUUGCCUCAUUUCAGUACUUAAUUCACCAUUUAGUAAAUAAACAGCAGAGCUCUGCUAUUUCAUUCUACAUGCUUCAAUUACCUCUCCAAUUUACCACAAUUCGCUGUUUAUUGAAUAGGUAACUAUAAGGAUCUGCAUUGGUACUAUAUCGUCAGAAUGAUCUUUUCAGAAAACACGCAUUACCUCCAAUAAAAGCCCCUCCAGGGCUCUCUGGGAUCAGCACAUGACCCUUUUCUCUACAGUUCUAAAACGAGAGAGACUCAUGAUCAGCGCUUACCCCUUCCUACACCCACAGGAAGACAAUAUGGAUUGAUUUUAAUAGAGGGCAGGCUGGCUAGUUUAUAAAAAAAAAAAAAAAAAAUGAAAAAAGAAAAAAAUCAUUGCAGAGGAAACAGCGAGAGUGAAUUACAACACACACACACACACACAGCUAAUUAGUAAUGCCAUGUGAGGUCACUAAUGGGCAGCUUAUAGACUGUUUUAGGCGUUCUGCUUCCUGAAGGGGAGGGAUCCACAUCCUUGGAUUGCAGACAUCAUUCUACCAAGGUUGUCUGAUCCUUAGACCUGUGUGUUCUAUACACACUCACCUCUCAAUCUGCUAUUCUAUAGAACCUUCAUGUUGCUGGAUAGUGUGUGGAACUCUCCAGCUGCUACAUAUGUAUUUUUUCUCUAUCAACGCAAUCCUCUAGUAUUUAAAGGACCAGUAACUUGCACACCAUCAUCCUUCAGCCCAACAGAUUUUUUUUUCUUCUUGCUAUUUUAGGUAAACUACCCAAUACAUACAUAUUGUAUAUUAUUUAAAAAUAGUAACCAGGGAAGAGGAGGGGUUGGUGACCCCAGCUGUUGCAGUCAUUUGUUAUUGGGCUUUUUUGUUGUUGUUGGUUUUUCUUUCUCGAACAGUAAACAAAAAGCAGGAGCUGCAGUUGUUUCCAGCAAAGCCCAGUUCGUAUCAGAGUCACUGAUGAGAAGCCAAAGGAUCUGGGAGCCGAGCCUGCACCAGAUACUGCGCUGCCCAGUAAGUGCUCACUUUGUGGCGAUCAGACCGCUUUGAAUUGGAGUUUUGCUUUAAAUGCAUAUUCGCUGCAUUAUUGUGAUAUCGUUAAUGUGGAUUGAAGGACGCGCAGCAAUGUAUGGACAGCGGGCUCAGCAAUUCUUAGAGGAAGCCCAGCCUACUCUGUGCCAUGUAUUAUUAACCCACUGGGUGCCAGGGUUUGUAAACAAUGCAUUGCAAUAGUAUAUUUGGUACUAGAGCUGUAUGGCCUUAUAUAGUAGCUGAUGUAUCACCGACUCCUUGGUUGUAAUGUAGAGCGUGUGUGUGUCUUUGAAACCUAAAACACCCACUAAAUAACCUUGAAUUUCCAUUAAGGUUAUUCGCUGAACUGAGAAAUUAUCAGGAAGUUCAAAUUAUUCAAAUCUGCUAUUUUUCCAUUCUCUAAUUUGAUCUAAAAAUUCAAACUCCCAGUUAGAAAAAUAACUUGGUUUGUUUUCUUAACCUUGUGUUUUCCUGUUGGUGGUGGUGUCUGUGUGUGGAUUGAUAAACUCCUAGCUAUGUGUUUUAAACUAUAACAUUGUUAAUUUGUUUCUGAGUUAAUGUAAACAGAACGCUUUUUUUUUUUUUUUUUUGGAUUCAUUCCAAAUGACUGUUUGUCAGUUGCAUACAUGGCAGGUCAUGAAGUCACAUAACAUAUUACUGAAUAGCUCCACCUUAGAUGACAUUUCCAGCAGCACUCCUGUAUCAAAAGUGCCUCAGUUUAUGAGAACCUCUUUAGCCAUUUAAAUAGGAACUGCCACUAAAGAAAUGUACGCGCAAACUGAAAAUGUAUUAAUUUAUUUUUGCUGUAGUGGUUAUGGUGCCAGAAGUAUCCCAGUGAUGUGCCAGAAUAACCUGUCCAAAAAUCUUAUCUUAGAGGUUGAGAUGCUUAGCUCAUUCAUUGGCCGAGUUUGCUCGGAUGACAGUCUAUGAAGUAAAUGCUUCAAAUAUGCUUAGCAGUUGACAGGAGACAUUGCUGAUUGAGGGUAUAUUUACAUUUUCUACAAACACAUCCAUAUUUAUUUAUAUGCAUUUCCCUCUGGUCCAGAUGUUGUUGUACUGCAUGUACCAUGUUGUGUGUCUACAUGCUGGCAUUGGAUAGAAACUGUUCCAAUUGCCAUUUCUACCAUAAAUUUUAGGUUUGCGAGACCCGUGACACACAAUUUUAAAGUGAAGUGAACGUGGUUUACAUAGAUGCUUCUUCAAAGUGUUUAUUAUUAUUAUUUUUAUUUUCUUGAGGAUGUAGUUUUGUCAUGAAGCAGUUAUCCUGUGGUGUUGGAGAGCUGUACCAGUUUGCAACUGCUGUUUUUCAUUACUGUAUUUUGUCUUUGUGUUGCAUGUACUGUCCAUCUUAUGCUACUGGAUGCAAUAUACUGUAUUUACUCAAAUCGAGUGUGCACCUCAAUUUUCUUUGAAGCCUGGAAGCUGAAAAAUGUUUUUGCUGGCGAAUGUCAUGCGCGUUUUUACAAGAAGAUACUACUAUACAACAUUGUGCUACAAUGAAAAUGUUUAUUGCCAUAUACCAUAGUAACCUUGAUGGUAUUUCAAUUUUAGUGUUACAUGUUAAGUCUAUUCUUUCUGAAGCCCUUUUUCAGGAACGAAAUUCGCCUGUGUGAAUUUGACGAAAUGCAAUUUGCCGGAAAAUUUAUAAUUUGCCCUUCUAAUGCGCAUUCAAAUUUUUUUUUUAGAGUAAAAACUGUGUUGAGUCACUGCUUUGAUUCUCAACAAGGUAAGCUCUGACAUUUAUCUUCACAAUGUCAAUUAAAUUAAUACUGUUAAGUUGGGUAUUAAUACUCCAGACCUGCACAUACUUGAAAACUAGAAAAAAAUGUACAUUUACUGGUAAAAACUUUUACAAUGUGUCACCCACUGCAAUGACCACUGGUGUCCCCCCUACCACCACCCUUGCAUAUCCUCCUAUACCAGAUCUUAUGAUGUAGAUCUUGCAUAUUCUUUUUGCGAGAGUUCCAGCUAGGAUGGUGUCAGUUUUUCAGCUGGUUAUCAUGGCAACACUAGCAUUGGUAGUUCUAGAUAUCAUGAAGGAUAUGCAGCAUUGGUAGCUGAUACUAGCAUUGGUAGUUCUAGAAAUCAUGAAGGAUAUGCAGCGGCUUACUAACAGGGGUUGGUUCGUCCCAGUUAACAAGCCACAGAGGGGUGCUCACAGCACCCCCUUUCACCACAGCAAGUGCCUGCCGAGUGCAUUGCUGUGGGGGUGCCAUGCGGUAGCGGUCUGCUCUAACACUGUUUUGUCAGUGUCUGUGGAGCUGACGUCAAGGGGCCUGCUGGAAGCUCUCUGCACUGAUUUCCGAACUCCCUUGUGCCCCCGGUAUUGAUGCGGGAGUUGGAAUGUGACAUCACUCUAGCACUAGGAUCGGUACAGAGCAGAAGGGAGCAGGGCAAUCGGUACUGAGGCUGCUUCAAGCAGCAAACCCUGUACCCCAUGGAUAAGGUUCCACUCCAGAUCUACCUGUUAUAGUAAGGGAAGGGAGACUGUGAACCCCCCACUUUCCCAAAAGGAAAUCAAAUGAAAAUUAAAGGUGUGAGUAAGAAUUUGUUUAUGUAUCAGUCUGCGUGUGUCUUUGUAUAUAAAUGUGUUUUUUGUCUUUGUAUAAGAUUGUUUUGUUUUUUAUGAUUGUGAAUAUAUGUGUGCAAUUUCCCUAACAAAAGGGGUUUGAGGGUGUAAAUUCUACCCUUUUAUUUUUUUGGGGUGGGGGGGAGGUGCCAAAAUAUUGGUCACCCCAGCUUGCCAUGUAACCUGGGUAUGCCUCUAGGAACAUGGAGGAUCUGCACCCAUCAAAAGUGCAGACCCGAAGGUCUUUGAUCAUCCUCUGACCGGCUGGCUGGGACACUCAAGGUUAAGGUAGCGCCAGCCAUGUGGUCUGCACCCCUCUAAUUUUGCCAGUGAAUAUAUAUUUUUAUUCAUUUGUCACUCUGUGCAUGCACAAAGUACAUGAAUUUACAGUUCUUUAUUGGGUGCAUACAUGGAUGUAUGUACAGUAAGUGCAAUAUGAGAAGGCCGGCCUUGCCCUUGACUUUGAAUUGUGCAGGGAGCUAGGUGUUGACUCAGGGUGUAUAACGUUGAACUGUGUAUUUGUAAAAAAAAAUAAAAAAAAAAAUUAUAUAUUAUUUGCAGCAUUUGAAAUAGUAUAUGGUUAGGGAGGUGUGUUCUGUUGUUACUGUCAACAAACAGUGACCUUGUUUAAUCAGUAGGAAGAUAUUAUCUCAUCUGAAAGCGGAACAAGCUUGUUACACUAAAAAAAAUGUACUCUUACACAUUCGUGGGGGGGGGGGGUGGAGAAUCAAUCCUUCUCCCUCUUUUCCUUGGGAAGUCUUCAGUACACGGUACUGCGUUAGGGUGACCACAUUUAGAAAAUAUGGUACCUAGUGUCCCCUUUAAAUCUUCAUGUGACAUUUUUAUUUUUUAUUUUUACACUAGUCUAGUCAUUAAUUGUGCACUAACUAGUCUACACACACACACACACACACAUUUAAUUGUGCUUUUAGAAUAUUGCAUUGUGGUGCAUAAGUGAAUCAAUGUUAUGCUAAAUCUAUAAAUAACUUGCUGAUAAUACUUUUGGUAAUUUUGACACACCAUUUGCUAGAAUUGUCCAUUCUUUACUGUUCGAAAUGUGUGCAAGUUGGACCUCCUAGGAUUUUCUAUUUUAAUAAGGGGAAGCCAACUGCAUCAAACUCUGAUGUGGACUGUUUCUGUUCUGGAAUAAAAUCUGUGAUCACGUGGAUUUACUUUUUUCAAACUAUAUGAAACCAUUAAACGUAUGUGUGUUUUUUAAUUCUGAAUGACUGACUGUCUGAUGCAGAAUGGUGCACAGAGGAGGCAUUUAAAUGUAAACCAAUAUAGAAAGGUUUUCAGCAGAUUUUACUUUUCCUUGGGUACUGUAGGCACACUGCAUCAUCGGACAAUUCAAAGAACCUUUUCAUCUUGUAGAUACAAGUAAAAUCCUGGCUUUUGGCAGCUAACAUCACACACAAUGUAGCUUCUGAUGUUAUUGUUUGAAACUGAUUUCAUUAGUGACUGUGCAGCUAUAAAAUGGAACGGUCCCUUCUGUAAAGGUUACACUACUAAAUCCAUUAAAUAAGACACGUACAAUCACCUGUGACUUGUAUAGGUCAUAUACAUUUUUAGCAAUUAAAGGGACAUUAUAAACACCAGAACAACUACAAUUUAUUUUAGUUGUUCUAGUGUCUAUAGUAUGUCCCUGCAGUCUUUUUUUAUGUAAACACUGCCUUUUGAGAGAUAAAGCCGUGUCUACAUUACAGACUAGGAACACCUCUAGUGGUCACUCCUCAAAUGGCUACUAGAGGUGCUUCCUGGGGCAGUGUUAAGAGUGUGCGGCUCUAACGUUCAGUGUCCCUAUACUCUGCAUAAAAUUGCUGAACUUUACCCGUAGGGAUGCGUUGAUUCAAUGCUAAUUCUAAUCAUUCAAGGCACAGCCAGGGCACACACUGCAAAGGAAAAGGAGAAAUGGAAACAUUGUUUCAUAUGUCUUCCUCCCUACAUGAGUGCAAAGGACAGCACUUAUAACAAUGAUUGACAGGGAACUAAGAAGGAGGCGAGGCACUCAAUACAGAGUGCAAAUUUCUAAGUGUUUUUUAUUUUACUUUUGCUAUAUAACUCUAGUGUGUGUGUGUGUGUUUUUUUUUUUGUUUGUUUGUUUUGUUUUUUAUGUGGCAUAAGCAAACAUAAAAUGGAAAAUCCUGGUAAGUUGCAUAUCCUCUUUAUGGUAACCGGUAAAGAAUCCUCAGCCUUUUCACACUUUAUGUGAAAUAACCCAUACCUGGUAACCUCUAUAGGCCCCUGAAUGAAUGCACAACAGACUGACAAUCAAUCCAGCAGCCAGCCCACUGUGGGCGUGCCUUGCAGAGAGUACUGUCCUAGUGCCUGUAGUGUAAGUGUAUCUAAUGUUGUGCUUGCACUUUGCAUGUUGUGGACAGUUCACAAGUGUCCCCAAAAGAGGGACACCAGGUUUUUAAGUCUUGGAUGGCAGGACAGAACCUGCAAAUCGGGACGGUUUGGAGGCAUGAUAACCUAGUGAUAUAUUUUUAGGUAGACAUAAAUGUAACGCUCUUUGAAUACAAAGUAAAGGUGUUCUGAAUUGCAGUGUAACACAGAAGGAUUUAUAAACUAAAUUUUAACUAAAAACUAAUUUGCAAAAUCUGAGUCAAAAUAUGAGUUGGGAAAAACGUUAUCUGUUAUAGCUGCAAUCUGCCUAUUUUAACCUGACUUUUCCAGUUCAGUUUUCAAUUCCUUUGUGAAUAUGCUCUAGAGUCAGGUUAUUGUAAUUUAUACAACAAGCCGUUUUUGUUAACUGUGUGUAUGUCUAUAUGUACCGAAGAGAUAAGAAAAAAAAUACAGCCUUCACAUGUGCUCAGAGCAAAAUCAUGUCACUUGAACCGAAAGAGGUCAAGGAGUCUUUUGUCACAAUUUUUUCAUUCUUUAAGAUGUGUAAUAAACAUGAAGUCCAAGCCAUGUUACAGAAUAUGAUAUCUCAUGUUUGCAGAGAAAACAGAAAAAAAAAAAAAAGUUGUUUGUGAGGCUUGGGAAGAAUAGCUGCCUUAGCAAAUAUUUACAGUUUGGCUAUUUUUGCCUUAAAUUUGAAACUCAUUUUAGUGAAGGACCCUGCAGGUGUCCAAGAGCAAACCAGGUAAGGUCAGUGUAUCCUAAUACCUCUUGCUUGUUUGUAAGGACUGAAAAUUGCUAAUUAGUGACGAAGAUCGUAAUCUUUCUCUGAAACGGCAAUGUUUCACAUUGUAGGGCUGAGGAGACGGGGACAGAUACUGCACCAAAACCACUUCAAUGAAUGAAGUGAUCUGGGUACCUAUAGUGUCCCUUUAAUGGUUAAACUUGAACAGAUGGAUGUACAAUUUUUGGGUUCUGUUGAGAACCUACUGGGGCUAAGGGGCACCUAGUUGGUAUAAAUGGCUCCAUGGCAUGCUGGCAGUGUUACUGAUGUUAGUCUUUGCUGCAGUUGAAAUUACACAGAUUGGUAGCUAUUUAAAACCAUAGCCAUUAAGGUUUACCAUCCUUUUGUGGUUCUAGUAGCCAUAAGCAUGUUCUAUGUAUUUGGAUUUGGCUUUUUUCUGGCUAUUUUACCAGUUUUAUUUAUUUCUAGAUUUCUUACCAUGGCUAGUGGUAUAUAAUAUUUUUCUUACUCUUUAGAGACAUAUGCACUCUAAGGAACUGUAAUACUGACAUCUGUCCUCUUUCUGAUCUUUUGUUAUUUGUUAGGAUUUGGUUUGACUUGCAAGUUAUCUAAUACCUCUUCCUUACAUUAUUCUGGUGUAUCUGACACCUUCUCUUUAAAAAAAACAAAACUGUAUAUUUCUAACUCUGUAGUGCCCUAGUCACUGUUUAAAUGACUAGGCCCCCACUGCAAGGGUUAAAUAGAUUUUUUUUUUUUACUUUUUCUCCCUGGCAGUGCCAGUCUGCAGAAGUCCACCAGUCUGCAGCGGUCCACUCCACCUCUUUGGCUUAGGUGAUCGAGAUCGAUGAUCACAGCCAAUCCAAUGGUUUCCUACAGGAAAUUAUAAUUUUAACAUGCAUGUUGAAUGGGUGAAAAUCAGGGUUUACGCUUCUUGGGGGUUUUAAUAGACCAUGUCAUCCACAAAACAUGUUUGGUUUAUUAGGAGUGGAGCUGGGGUGUAUUGGGAGUGGAGUCGGUGGUGGGGUUCUAUUGUGUCUUCAAAUUUAGCUAGUGAUCACCUUGACAUCAAGCCAAUCCUGCAGCAAACCUCCUACUAACAUGUGCCAGUUCUGUAGCCAUAUCAAAUCUGUCAGGAAGAGUAACUGCUUGAUUAAAGUGUAUCGGGUGUAAAGAGAAGCUGUGGGGGUAAAAUGACCCCCUAGAUUUUAAUGCUGGCUUUUUGUUUUUGCCAGUACACUAGAAACUAAAACCGUCUUGGUUUAUAAAAUGAGAACCUUUACAAAAAAACAAUAAACACAAAACAUGAAGUUAAGUUAAAAAAAUAUUUUUAAAUUCUUGGUAUACUUUUUUUUUCUUAGUAAAAUAGAGACUGGUACGGCUCUUAGCCAAAUGAGUUUGAUUCUAUGUUGUAUCUAUUUUCGAUGAAUUGUGUAUAUACUUUGGAGACAAUUGAUCACACUCCUGAAAUGGGAAGUAUUUAUGUUUGCGUACACUGGGUGUAUGUACUUUUACUAUACUAUAUACUAUGUAUGUACUUUAAAAUCCCUCUGGUUGUGUUUUGUUUUAAUUUAUUUACUUUAAAAUUUUUUUAUUUUUUUUUAUCCUUACAGCCUGGUUUAAUUUGAGGCUUCCCAGACUUGAAGGGAAAUUAAUGGAAUUAAAACGUUAUCUUACCUCAAGGGGUUAAACCAUAGACGAACAUUCCUCCCAGGGGUUUAAAUUUUCAAAUUCGGGAAGUUGUGAUUGUCCGAGAGCGGUCAACUGAUGCUCUCAGUCAGUCAGUGACUCCUCAUUCACAAAACUAGCUUGCAAAAGGUACAUUUCUUUGCAAGUCAGUUUUGUGAUUGGGGAGUCACUGAUUGGCUGAGAGUGGUCAGCUGACGCUCUCAGCCUAUCAGCGGCGCCCCUGGCUGGUGGUGCGCUUCCUGAAUCUAAAAAUGAAAAAGCCUUGAAGCUGCCUGUGGGGAGUGGACAUCGGCGCUGGAGGCACUUAGGGGUUAGACCGUUCUGUGGUUUAACCCCUUGAGUUGAGUGCCUCCAGGGACAUCCUGGCACUAUAACAACCUCAUUUAGAUUUUGUUUUUAUUUUUUUAUUCCUGGAGUGUCCCUUUAACUUGUGGCAGAAAUAACAGUCCAGAUCAUAUAGAUAAUUUACUUAGCAGUUUCAGCAAAAAGCUGUGGUGUUUACACAAGGCUGAAUUCUGUAUCUCUCUGCAGACAAUACCUGUUAACACUAAUAAUCCUUUUAUUUUACUAUUCUAGAACAGGUGAAAGCUGGGAAUCAUCUGCCUAUGUUGGUUUACUAAACAAUACCUCUUUCUAUUUGAACACGGUAUCCACUUGAAAUUACCAUAGAAAGCUAUUUUUACUUUAUCCACCCACAUACCAGUCAUCUACAAAAUGAAUUUCUUUUUUUUUUUUUUUUAAUGCAUUUUGUUUUCUUGUCAAAUCUGUUCUAUACAUUUUUCAUGCAAUUAGCAUGUGAUUUUUUUUUUAUGGGAUGCUUAUUUUAUACUUUAUAUGUGCACAUUUGUAAGAUUAUUUGUGGGUCCAUCACCAAUAUUGAAUAUAUUAGUGUUAUUCCACCUUUUUGUUUUGUUUUGUUUUGUUUGUUUGUUUUUUUUUGUUUUUGUUUUUUUUUUUGAGGUGGGUGAGGGUGACUUAAAAAAAAAAAAAAUAAUAAUAAUUUUUUUUAUUAUUUUAAAUGCACGAUUACUUAAUUUAAAAAUGUAAUUUCUUAGAAAAAAAAUAAAUAUUGAGGGGAUAGGGAAGCAGCAGGGUUCAACUUGGGGAGGGAAGCAGCUUCCCCUUGCUGGCUCUGCCUGCAAAGGGGAAGCUUAAUACGUCUAUUGUCAGUGCUCACUGGCGAUAGGCAUGUUUUAUACACAGAAUUGACAUUCGGAAGUAAAAAAACAGUAACUAAUCCUUGGCACACAAUGGCUGAGUUUCUCUGUAUGUGCAGCCUUUCAAGUUUUGAAGUGGUCAUGGUGAUUGGAGUAACCACUUUACGCAUGUUCAAUAAUCUCUCAACUAAUCACUAGUAAUAUUUUCAGAGGAUUGAUUACUUAGGCAGCCAGAAGUUGUGAAGGGCAGAGCUUAUAACAUUUUAACCCCUUAAUGGCCGUUUGUCGGUACUAGGUACGUCCGUCAAACGGUCGUUAAGGAGCGUGGACGUACCUAGUACGUCCGCAGGAAAUAAGAGUGCUACUCUUUUCUGGGCAAUAUGGGUGGUAUUGUUCUACUCGGGAGACUUCGCAGAACACAAAUAUGAGUUGUUGUGUUUUUUUUUUGUUUUGUUUUUUUUUAACAGUAAAACCGAUCACAGCGAUGAUAUUGUCAGUGAAAGUGAAGUUUUUUUGCAUUUUUCACACACAAACGGUACUUUCACCGAUGAUAUCAUUGUUGUGAUACGUUUUACUGUAUUGAAACACUAAUAUUUGUGUUCAGCGAAGUCUCCCGAGUAAAACCGUACCCCCCCCAUGUACAGGUUUUAUAGUAAAAUUUUCCAUUUUUUUCACAAUGAAAUUUGCCAGAUUGGUUAUGUUGCCUUUGAGAACGUAUGGUAGCCCAGGAAUGAGAAUUACCCCCAUGAUGGCAUACCAUUUGCAAAAGAAGACAACCCAUGGUAUUGCAAAUGGGGUAUGUCCAGUCUUUUUUUAGUAGCCACUGGCCAAAGUUAGUGUGUGUGUGUGUGUAUGUAUGUAUGUAUGUGUGUGUAUGUAUGUAUAUUUUUAACACACAAACAAAUAUAUAUGCUAACUUUGGCCAGUGUUUGUGGCUACUAAAAAAGACCGGACAUACCCUGGGUCGUCUACUUUAAAAAAAAAUAUGUACAUGUGAGGUGUGAUUCAGAGAUUUGACCGAUAAGUGUUAAAAAAAUAUAUAUUUUGAAACCGCAAUAUCCCACUUGUACUUAUAGCCCUAUAACUUGUAAAAGAAAAAAGCGAAGUUAACAUUGGGUAUUUCUAAACUCAGGGCAAAAUUUAGAAACUAUUUAGCAUGGGUGUUUUGGCGGUUGUAGAAGCGUAACAGAUUUUGGGGGUCAAAUUUAGAAAGUGUGUGUUUUGUUUUUAAAAAAAAAAAAAAAAUUCAUCACAUUUUAUAAUUUAUUUUUAUAUUACAUUUUGAUAUGAAGAAUAAUGGUAUCUUGAGAAAGACCAUUUAAUGACGAGAAAAACGGUAUAUAAUAUGUGCGGGUACAGUAAAUGAGUAAGAGGGAAAAUUACAGCUAAACACAAACACCGCAGAAAUGGAAGAACAGCUCUGGUCCUUAACGGUAAGAAAAUUAAACUGUCUGGUCACUAAGUUGUUGAUUUCAUUUUUUCACACCUCACAAAACACUUUUCAAUUUCAGCUUUUUGUUUUUGGCUUUUUUAUUUUUCUUCUAAACAAACUUCAGCUCGGCCUGCUUCACCAAACAGGAGUGACCUCCUUUGUGAUGCCAACACUCUCGCUUCAUUGACAACAUGCAAGGGUCUAAAUGUGAUGUUGGUCACUCCGAUCCUAUACUUCCUAGCCAGCGGCGGCUAGGACGCUACCAUAGCAACCACAGUGCAUGCACCAUGAUUAUUGGCAAGUGAGAGACCGGACAAUUAAAUUGGGGAAAAAAAAUAAGGAUUUUUUUUUUUUUCUUCUCUUCUAAUCUGUAUGUUUCCUUUCACAACAUAUAGAAUAAAAAUAGAGGAUGAACUGUGCCUGGUGACCGGUAGCCUUUAAAGAUUAAAAUACCUGCUAACCCAGAUGACGCGAAGGCAUCCAACAACCCCUACUUCUCGGAAGACUCCAAAGAGGCUCUACACAAAGGCUCUGCAGGAGAGGAAACCAAGGUCUGCGCGACCAAAACGGGGGUAUGAGGGAGACGCAAACUAUCCUCAUUCUCCUUAGAGAAAUCAGGGGGAAAGGGGAAAAUGCAUACCCCUCUCGAAAUCGCCAUUUGCUGGAAAGAGCGUCCCUCCCCAUGGCUAGAGGAUCAUUGUCCUACGUGAAGAAACCUUCCACCUUCCUGUUCUUUCGUGUCGCAAACAAGUCCAUUUGAUCUGCUGAGGAAAUCCGCGAUCUGAUUCUGUUUCCCCGGGAGAUGAAUUUCUGUGAGGCCUGCCAGGUGUCGUUGAGACCACGACAUCAACUGAUGUGUAAACCCCAGCAUCCUGCGGCUCCUGGUGCCACCCUGAUGGUUUAUGUAGGCUACCACCGCAGCAUUGUCUGACUGAAUCUUCACCCAACGAGUGACGAAUCAGCAGAGAGAAAUGUUUCAGGGCUUUGAGAACAGCAAAGAGUCCCAGGAGAUUGGAAGGCAAGUUGCCCGCAGGUAACUUCCAUUCCUCCUGCGUGAAGUCGCGUUGACAAUGGGCUCCCAAACCCCAAAGGCUGGCAUUCGUCAUUAUUACUAUCCACGGAAUGCCUCCCAGAGGGAAGCCCUUGGCUAAGGAGACUCUGUUUAGCCACCGAACCAGGGAAUUGUGAACUGGCAACGGAAUCUUAAUGGGCUGGAGUAGACUUUUUGAGGAGAAUUGAAGGAGGAAAUUCGCCUGAAAGCUCCUCAUCCUCCUUUGUGCCAACUUUGUCAGUCCUAUCGUGGAGGACAUGGAACCCAGGAGACUCAUCGUCUUCUUCGCUGAAGUCACCUUGCAUGCCAACAUCUCCACAACCUGUUUCUGUAUUCUCAGGAUCCUCUCCGGGGAGAGUUGAACCGUCCCCGCGGAUGUGUUGAACAGAGCACCCAGGUAUGUCAUGGACUGACUUGGGCAGAGAUGGCUCUUUUUCACAUUGAUUCUCCAACCAUGACGUUCUAGGAACUGAAGGCAAACCGUUGCAUGGGAGGACAAAGUAUCCUUUUUGGUCAGAAAUAGAUGGGAGUAGAAGCCGUGAGUCCUUUCUGACUCCGGGACUGGUACAAUGACUCCCUCUUUUUGUAGAGAAGAAGUGAAGACCUGAAGAGCAUGCCUUUUUACUUUGUCUCCCGGUCACUUUGUUACUUGGAAGGAACUUGAAGGAGGGUGUUUGCAAAAUUCUAGAAGAUAUCCCCUUCUGAUGAUAUCCAGAACCCAGAUGUCGCUUACGGAUCCCUCCCAUGCCACACUGAAUUGGAGCAAGCGAGCACCAACCCCGCCUGACAAGGAGAUGAGCCCGUCACAGAUUCCUGGGGUUCUUGGAGGGUGCUGAACCUCGGGACUUGCCACCUCUUGCACCAUGUUGACUGCUCCUCCAGGAUUGAUUUUCUCCCAUAUUCCUUACCCAGUCUGUAGGAUCUGUAUUCUCCAAAUUCUCCAUCCUAACAUUAAGCGCCCUGGAUACUGACAUAAGGGCCACCGCUGGGUGCAGGCCAGUACCUGAAGCCACAUAUGUUUUGGAAAGACUGAAGUCCAUCUUUCUGUCCAUGGGGUCUUUGAAGGAACCCGCAUCAUCAACAGGUAAAGUGGUACGUUUGGCCAAUCUAACCACAGCCGCAUCUACCUUGGGAGCGGAAUCCCAUGUUUCAGCGUCAGCAUCCUCGAAAGGAUACAGUCUGGAGAAUUUACCUUUUGCAGAGGAUUUUUUUUUUUUUUUUAUCCAAUAUGGACCAUUCCUCCUUCAUGAGGUCUUUUUUAUUGUCUCAUGGACUGGAAAAGUCGCCUUCUUCCUCCUGAGGUCAGAGAAGUGGCGACUGGAUGUGGAAGGCUCAUCCUUAGAAGAUUCCUUCAAACAGAGUUUUGCGGACUCUGGAUAUCAAAUGGUCAAUUUCAGCAGGUUUCACGAAAUCUGGAGCUGGAAGCACCUCAUCCUCAGAAGAAGAACCCAGGUCUCUCAUGGAUUCCAUAGUCAUACACUCCACAUCAGAGACAUCUGGAGAACACUCCGAUGGUUCCAAACACCUUGGUUGCUUGCGGGACUUCCCAGCUUCCUGAAUGCCCAGAGCGACUGCUUGUGCUGCAUAAUGUCAGAUUGGAUGGAGGACUGCCUUUGAGAUGGGCCUGCAGCCACAGAUGGGCAAGAAAAACAGAGACUUUUCCCUUCCAGGGCUUUAUCACAGGAUUCACAUUGUGUCUUUUUGGAUGACUUCCCUUUGGACGACACUGAAGCUCUAGUCCCCUUAGAACUGCGGAAAGAGGGACAGAACAGUGUAUCAGACAAAUACCAGAUAAAACAAACCAUAUAAAACAUGGCUUACCCAUAAGACUUAGGUUGUGACCUUUUGUGAGGUGGGGAAGAAUCAGAAUCAGAGGAAUUUGAGACUUCCAUAUCCAUCUGCAGAACCAAAUUCAAGCAGGAAAUAGGAGGAAGCAAUGCAGCAUUCGCCAGAACGAUUUCCACGAGUGUGUGAACCAGGGGGCUGUUAAAUAGGCAUCUGACGUCACACACAGAGCACCUGUGAGAAUCAGACAAACAAGCCAUUCACGUGAACAAACGAACGUUCGCCAGAAUUCAUGCGAAUGGCUAAAAGCACAAAUGGACACAAAACCAAUCCGCAAACCAUAAACGAACGCCAAGUUGAAAACGAAAGAAACCACAGGGACUUACCCCUUCAGAAGGACGCAGAAAAGGCAGAGGGAAGUCGGAAACAGGGAGAAGUCCAGACCAGCAAGGUACACGUCCAAGUCCAUAUUCACCUGCCCACUGAGACCCCUUCAUGUCGCAAACCGGAUCACUGCAGCAUUAGGGAACCAGGCAUAACAGCUUGCUACCCCUUUGGUUACAGCAAGUACCAGACCCCCGGUCACUAAAGGGGGUCACCUUUGCGCAGGGCUGUGUAACUGUAGACUUCCCAAGGGAGAGAGGCUGGACUCCCAAGGGGCCAGGGGAACAAAUCCCCAGGUAAGCCAUAAAACAAAAAUAAUGGUUCCAAGGAAAAAACACACGUCCUAUAGGGAUAGGACAAGAACAAAAAGACUGAGGGAGGAGGGGAUAGGAGGAGGUACUUAUACAUUUAUUUUAAUUAGUUCCUGUCUAAUUAGGGAUAGGGAGGAGCUACCCAUCGUUGUGCUGCCAUUGAUAUGGCCAGGAAAUAUAUAUAUAUAUAUAUAUAUAUAUAUAUAUAUAUAUAUAUAUAUAUAUAUAUAUAUAUAUAUAUAUAUAUAUAUAUAUAUAUAUAUAUAUAUAUAUAUAUAGAAAAUUGAAAAAGAGAGCGCAAUUAUCGAUCAAAUGAACGAUCUGGAUAAUAGUUAAUAUGUGUUCUAAUAAAUCAAUAUAACUAUGCUCAAUACAUUCUAAUGGUUAAGCAGCUAAAAUAAUAAGAAAUUUCCCAAUUCCAAUGUGCAGAUACUGAUAUAAAUUUCAGCGCUUAGUUGAUAAUCCCCUUAUAAAUAACAAGGGUGCAUCUAUAUGCAAGUGGGUUGCAUAUAGAUGCACCACUUGCAUAUAGAUGCACCCUUGUUAUUUAUAAGGGGAUUAUCAACUAAGCGCUGAAAUUUAUAUCAGGAAAUAUAUAUGUAUGACAAAGUCAGUAUAAAUAUUUCAUAAAGAUUUUAUCUUUAAAAGUAGGGAAAAAAAGGAUUACUGAAUUAAUAAAAAAAAAAAUAUAUAUAUAUAUUUAUUUUUAUUUUUUUAUUAAUUCAGUAAUCCUUCUUUAUUUCCUACUUUUAAAGAUAAAAUCUUUAUGAAAUAUUUAUACUGACUUUGUCUCAGUAUUUUUCCUAUGCCUGACACUUCUAGACACUGGGUGGAGCUACCGCCAUCUAGAAGUGUCAGUCUCCAGCCGUCCCCAGUGACGGCUGCAGAUAUUUUAGAUGUAUCUAUGGCGGAUCCCGCAAGACCUCCAUAGAUCUCAAUGCUGCACAAGAGUGCAUCAGUGACUUCUGCUUCUGGUACUGAAGCACCAGGAGCAGAACAGGACUGGCAAGAUGAACAUGGCAUCUCCCACGAGGAACCAGUUCUGGUACAUAAAUAUCACCCUUCCCUCUGAUUUUAACAGAGUUUACAUUUCACAUUUGUCUCUUUGCACCUACAACACUGAUCUGUAAAAGUUUUUGAAAAUGUUACUUACAGUGGCACGGUCACCCUACCGCUCCCCACUGAAAAACAUUACUUUAUAAUGAUAGAAUCUUUUAUCAAAUUCUCAUUUUAACUGUGUUGGCAUUUCACUGAAAUUUCCAACCCAGUCCAGAAAUAUACUGCGAAAAAGUAGGGUCUCUGUAUAUUUCCUAUGCCUGACACUUAACUCCUUAAGGACACAUGAUUCCCUUUUAUUCCAGAAGUUUGGUCCUUUAAGGGGUUAAAGACACUGGACAGAGCUAGCGCUCUAGGAGUGUCAAUCCCCCAGCCGUUAUCCGUGAUGGCUGCAUGGAAUUUGCUCUGUCGAUGGAGAAUCCCACGGUCUUGCGGGAUCCUCCAUAGAUCUCAAUGCUGUGCCAGGAGCUGAAUGAGAUGGCUCAGGUAAGUAGAAUUUACUUUUUCCUGUCCCUACAACCGGGCCCCCAGCGGCAAUGUCACCGUCUAGGGACUUUGCAGAAUUCGCAGAGACCCCUAACUGUUAGCAUUAAAGCAAAACCGAGAAUAUGAGAACUCUAGGAACAGCCAGAGGAUAAGAAAAACUCCAUAGCUUGACCUUCGGUAAAUCAGUUUCAAAAUAGUUUUUGCUCACUUGUGCCAUUAUAGAGUGAACUGAUACCAUUUGCAUACGUACAAAAAUACAUCCUUGAUAAAGUGCAGUAGUAUAAAUCGUGUUGUGAAGAAAGUGCUGCCAAAUAGACUUGCCUCUCUCAGUUCCACGUGCCAAACAUAUAUCAAAGAAAGUGUUCUGUGUUUCGGGAGAUCUUAUGGACACACCACCCGGAUUAUCAAAGAGACAAGUGGCCCCUCUGGGACAAAUCAAUUUAAGCGCAAUUUAUUUUGUGCAAUUUGCUUGUGAGUAUCUGUCUGGGUUUGUUUUUUUUAAUUAAAUAUUACAGUAGUCAUGUUUUGUAUUGUGUUUUUUUUUUUUUUUCCUCUCCCUCCCUUCUCCCCCCCUCCCCCCGCCUCUCCCUAUAUAUGUGUUAUGCAAGUUUUUUUUUUUAUUUUUUUUUUUCCCUUAAGGUAAAUGCAUUAUGUUUGGACACUUAAUCUUUAGUGUGUUGGCACUCGUCAGCAAUUUGCACUUUAUUUACAUUUUGCGCUAGAGACACUACAUAUCUGAUUGAUCCCACCCACAUCGACAGUCCAUAUCCCUAAUGUCGGCAUGGUUUUGAUUUUGUUGCACUACAUUUUACUCUUGGACUACCUUUUUAACUUGGAGAGCAUCUGACUGAGACCAUGUGCUCCCUGCCUAGAGGGUAUUAGCUUUGCCUCACUGACGAGGCCCAAAGAAGGCCAAAGCUAUCACCCAGGGUCGCUGUAUCUGUCAUGCUAGGUGAACUUGCCAGCAUUUCGCAUCUGGACUGCCCUUAUGGGCGAGAUCAGUCUGAUAUGCAAAUUGUACAGGUUCUUUUUGUAAUGGCACACGUGGGCCAAAAAAUCCCCAACAUUUUUUGAGAUCUGAUUAGAGAAAAAUCAAAAGGCAAUCUUUUGAGGUUUCUCUAAGCUGCUUUUUGCCCAUUCUUAUAUUUUUGUCUACAUUGUACUCUAAGUGUUUCUUUAAAUAUGACUACUCUGUAAAGUGUUUUUUAGAUUGUUAGCGUUUAUAGCUUGGAGGUAUACAUUUCCAAAAGGGACUGUGGCUAAAUAAUUAAUUCAUUCACAGAUGGUUGACACAGCUAAUGUAAGGCAGAGGAAAUUCUGACUUUUAAGAAUUGCAUCCUUUUUUUUUUUUUUUCUCUUCCUGUUUUUGGUUUUAUUUUUAUAUCUUGCAAUGUACCCAGUGCCCGAUGAAGCAUGAACUUUCGUAGUGUUCUUUUGUUCAGCAGAAGGGGCCCUGGAGGAACCUUUAUUAACUAAGUAACGCACCAAUCUGGAAUUUUGAUUUACAGAGUAUACAAGGUAACUUCCUAAUUGUCAUCAUAAUCUGCUUCCCCUCACCCCCCACCCCUUUAUUUACUGUAAGUAUCUCUCUUCAUUGAAAUUCAGAAUCUCUGCUGCAGCUGAAACUCCCCAUUCUCAUGUCAUCUCCCACUCCUGCUAUUUAUGCAAGCUUCUAUCUCUUUCCGACCUCUACGUCUUUUUUAUUGUUCUGUGGCAUUUUUCUGCAUUAAAUUAUGGCAUUAUACUUUUAUAUAGGAAUUGGAUGUGAAAGCACAGUUUUAAUCUGGAAAUUCCAACUGCAUUUGGAUUUAGGAAACAUGAAUCUUGCCGAGGCGGUCAGAAUUUGGUAAUUUUCUCUGUAUUUUUUUCCAUCAGGACAAAAUUUGCUAUUCAUUUGUUAAUAACCCAUUGUGUUACACAGUUAAAAUAAUCCUAUUCCUAUUGACCCACAUCGCUUCUCCCCUUUCUUUUCUUGUGCCUGUCAGGCCGCUAGUUCUGUGUAACAAACGCGCAUCUGUCCACAACCUGUUGUGUUUCUAAAACCUAUUAACAACUCCUGAUAUCAGGCCAUCUUCCCCUGACACUGCAUUGAUUGCUGGUCUCACACCGUGGCCUCCACUUUAACCAUACCCCUAGGCCAGGUGAGAAAUAAGGUGGCGGUGUUGGGAUCUUGCUCACUCCCCUUUCCCCCCGCACCUAUCAGUACCUACUUCUGCUCCCAUCUCUCCCCUUCUCCUCUUUUGAACUUUACAGCAUUCGCCUGUUCUCCUCGUCUCUCUGACUGGCAGUCAUCUAUCACCCUCCUGGACCAAACUCCCUGUUAGUUAACCACUCCUCCUCCUGGACAUCUCACUUUAUCUCUCUAAAUAUUCCGUCACUAAUUUUUGGGGACUUGAGCGUCCCCAAUGAUGACCUGUCUGCCCAUGCUGCCUCUAAAUGUCUUUCAAUCACAAGCUUCUUCAGUCUCUUUCAAUUGAGACCUAGAAUUUCCUACCUCUGCUCUAUACCUGACUGCACCUGUAACCUCUUUCCCAUUUCAGAUUUCCACAUGCUUUUCCUAUUAUCUCAAUGUAUCUGCUUAACCAACUUGUCCUCCGUCUCCACCUCCUAGACUGUAAGCUCAUGGGCUGUAUAGCAAAGUACUCUGUAUAAAAGCACUUCAGUGGCUAGAAGGCAGGGCCCUCUACCUUUUUGCAUUGGUCGGUGCUUUUAUAAAUGACCGUAGUAAUAAUAAUCUCAACCUCCACACCCAUAGACAUCUGCAUGGGAUAGGACUUUCAACUGUAUUUGUUUUGUCAAGAAUUGAUGCAUUUUGCCUUUUUACUUGUAUCAAUUACACUAAUGUACAGCGCUGUGGAAUGCACUUUGACACUUCAUAUUGUUGUUAUACUUUUAUUUAUAGUAUAAAUAUCUUUUAAAGUUGUGCAGUAGACACCCCGAUCUCAUAUACCUUUUUAAACUAUUAUAAAUUCCCUCUUGUAUGAGUUGUGUAAGUUUUUAAAGGUAACCUUUUAAGAGACACAUCAGGUAUGACCUAAUGUUUGUAUGCAUUUUUAUUGGUAUUAAUAUCUCUUCAAAUAUUGAGCACGUGUAAUGAAAGAUUUACAAACUCAUUUAGCAGUUUACAGUCCUAGAUGAUUCCCCAUAGGCAUCUUAAACACCAAGUGACACCUCUUUUGUCUAAGAGGGAAUAAAUGUUUCCCUUACAAUGCAGAUCCUGGGCAGCAGGGCUGGUACUUUCUAUUAGCUCCUACUUCCCUGCAGCCUCGACUGGCUCCGGUGAUGUAUAGCAUCUGAAUGUACCACAUAGGCAGCAGAAUCAGCAGGGAGGUAGGUGCAAUUCAAACAAAGUAACCCAGACUGCCCAGAAUAUAAUGAUUUAGUAGAUCGUGCCUGUGAGUUGAUCGUGUUGCUUAUCUUGUGUGUAGAAGAUAAUCCAGCGUUGCCAUGAUUUAAGAAAGGGAAAAAAUAAAUAAAUGAACAUGUCCCUUCUGGGGCUCCUUAAGUUCACAAUGGCUAAACAGGUAAAAGUCAUAAGUUCAAAAUUAAUCUAAAUAGAAAAUAGUAGAACACAAAAAUGUAAAAUUUUUCAAUUCCCCCCAUAUUGAUAGACUGUUGCUCGAUUCUCCUACUUCUGGUAGCAAAGAAGAAUUUGUUCCUGAGCGUGUCUGUGUUUUGAGAGGCUGGCCAUGCUGUAUGUUGGAAAGGCAAUGUAUCAAAUUAUUGUCAUUGCUUGGGGCAUCUAAAGUAUUGUUCUCAUCUUGCUUUUUUAGUAUAAUUUGCUGCUGAGAAGUAUCUACUUGGGGAUAUUGACGUCAGUCUUCUCUCAAUAGUUUUGUAUUUCAUUUCCUUGAACCAAACUCUGUUACUUUGGUUAGCUGUUGAGGUUAAAGGGACACUCUAAACACCAAAACUAAUACAGCUUAAUACAUAGACCCGCUCCCUUUUCUCUGAGAAAUGGCAAUCUUUGCAUUUGUCAAAACAAGCCAGACUGACAACCAAUAGAGGUGCUUCCUCCUAAAAACCUUUAAAACUGCAUUGUAAAUUGUGCUUUACAGGAUCACUAUAGGGUCAGGAACACAAACAUGUAUUCCUGACCCUAUAGUGUUUAACCCACCAUUUAGGUGGCUUGCCACCCCUUAGCCUCCCUAUAAAAGUUUAAAACUUUUCCUUAUUUCCAGCACUAAGCGGGUCUGCCGGCACUAGCUCCACCCCUUUGUGAUAUUAUCAAGAUGACCGAUUUUUAGCCAAUCCAAUGCUUUCCCAUGGGGAAAGCAUUGGAUUGGCUAAAAUCGGCACAGGGACGGGGCCAAAUGCUGUUUUGGCCAAUCAGAACCUUGAUUCUCCUACUUCUGGUAGCAAAGCAGAAUUUGUUCCUGAGCAUGUCUGUGUUUUGAGAGGCUGGCCAUGCUGUAUGUUGAAAUGGGGACGCUGAAUGGCAGGGCUGCUUACUGUGCAGCCCUGAGCCAGGAAGACCCUCCAGUGGCCAUCUAAGGAGUGGCCACUUGGAGGUGUCCCUAGGGGCUAUGUUAACACUGCAUUUUCUCUGAAAAGGCAGUGCUUACAUGAAAAUGCCUGAAAGGAACUAUUAUACUCACCAGAACAACUACAUUAAGCUGUAGUUGUUCUGGUAACUAUAGUGUCCCUUUAAUAACACUUUGCUUCAUGCGAUGAAUGAUAACCUCACCUAUCUCCUAUCAAUCGCCUGGGACAUGCAGUUCCAGAAGCCAGGAGAGAGUGUGUGUGUGUGUGUGUGUUGUGUUGUGUGUGUGUUUUUUGUUUUGUUUGUUUUUUUACAAGAGGUUGUGAGCAGUAAUAGACUGACACAGAAGCCACGGCUAAGCUUCCUCAGCCAGUCACUUUCUGCUGUUCACGGUUUGGCAUAUGUUAUUGGGGACCAGACAAGACUGUAGGAGCCAUAAGACACUGUUAAGCCAUACACAUAUAGGGCCUAUAGGCACCAUCACAAUUAAUAGGCGUUUAAGUGGUUAUGGCACCUGGAGUGUUCCUUUACAAAUGUGGUGUGAUACUCUGAUGAGCACAGUCUGCAAGCCCAAUCUUCAAGGAAGUCACCCUCCUAAAUAGGCAAAAGGGUCGCUAACAUAACAUUGGUGUCUGUCUAGUAUUCUGUUUUAGUAGUGUGAUUGUGUGUAUUGGGGUGAUGUGUGGGUUUCUAGCGGGGUGUUAAAUGUCUUUGCUUGUGUAUAUCUCUUGAGUGUGUGUGGAAUGCUUACCUCUCUGUCUGGGAGCAUGUGAUUGCAUGUAUGGGAGGUUUUGUCUGGGUAUUGGGGUAUCUCUGAGUGCUUAGCACUUGUCUGUCGGAGUUUCUGUGAUUAUUUGUUUUGUUUUGGAGCUCUGUAACCCACACAUAGACAAAGUACAUUACUAUGAGUUGUAGUGCUGUGGAGCUCUCUGAUACACACUUGCACACUGUAAAUGCCAGUAUAAAAGAACAAAACAAGGAAAUAUGUUGCACUCACAUUGUGGUUUAUAUCAGCGCUUGACACAUUUGCUUUAAAUCUAGGAGCCAGCUAAAAACUGACCGAGACACUGACUGACACACAUUCUCUCGCACGGUAUCAAAGUAUUUAUUAUUUGAUACUCUCAAAUAAACACACACACACACACACACACACACACACACACACACACACACACACACACACACACACACACACACACACACACACACACACACACAGAUUCAGACACACACACACACAGAUUCAUAGAUACAGACACACACACACACACAGAUUCAUAGAUACAGACACACACACACACACACAUUUAAAAAAAAUACAUAUUUUUAGCCACCCUCCUGCUUCCUACGUUUUGGGCUCAGAAAGAUGGCUUCCCUGAGGUCUAGUGGAGCUGGUUGCGGAUAAUGGGAGUAAGCUGCCACUGUUCCAGACUGCGUCUUCCCCUCCCCUCGUCUCUCCAGCCCCAUGUUUAUCUCUGUGUGCCAGGAGGAAGUGAAGGGAAUUGUAAUAACUUUCUCUCGGCUCUAAGACCGUGCAAGGGAAUGGGUGGGCAGCUGGCUCUGCGUAAUGGAACGGUCUGGAGGGGGUGGGGGGGGUGGGGGGCUUGCAAAUGCCCUGCGGGAUUGUGAUAGGAGGAGGAGGAUGGAGCGGGCCGACCAAUCCCAGGGGCCAGGACAAAAUUCAUAGUCGCCAUGGGGACCUGGCUACUGGGUUUUGUCAAGCCCUGGUUUAUAUGAAUUUCUAUCUUAGUGGGUGAGAUGGGGACAACAUUUAUUAUUUUGACCCAGGCAUGUAAAUGGUUAUAAAAGGCCUCAUGAGGUUGACUCUGUUAACUUUACUUAAUUGUUUGAUAAAAUAAACUACAAUCCUUAUUUGGAAAUCUGGUCUGUUUAAGCUCACUACUUGCAUUUGUUGAUUGCAUUACAGUAUUGCUGGGUCUUUCUCUUUGGUUGCUACCAAUAAAGACCCUGCUUAAAUACUGUUAUUUUAUUUAUUUAUUUUAAUUGAAAUUAUUUUGAGUAUCAGUUAAAGUUAAAUUCAUAAGGGACACUGUCUAGCAUUAAAUAUAUAGCUUCUAAAGGCAAGCUUUUGGCAAAAUGUUAAGCAUUGUGGUUUCAGAGAAAAAGCAAUGUUUGCAUUGCUGCAGAGAACUAGAAGGUUCUAAGCAACAACCACUUCAUUAAAGGACCACUCUGAAACUGCUAUGUUUACAGCUGCAGGGUUAACCCUAGAUUUACCUGGCACCCAGACCACUUCAUGGAGCUGAAGUGGUCUGGGUGCCUACAGUGGUCCUUUUUUUUUUUUUUGUCUUUAUUUGUCUGUGCUCGAAGUGGUACAGAAGUUCGUGUUGUCAUGACAACAUAAGCAAAGAAUAAGAACAAAAAAAUAGCAUAUACAUGGCAUAUAACAAAGGCACAGUUUUUAUAGUACUUUGACAUUCAAAUAAUGAUGCUUAAUAAGGGUUCAGCAUUGGUCUUAUGGUCUAGCCUAGUUUGUUGAGGCUGACCGCAUAAGAUGGUGCAUGGCUAAUUUAAAUGUAGGUCAGAACCGCGUGCAAGUUAGCCUAAUAUGCUCGUCACUUAGGAAGGGUUAAUAAUAAUAUUAAUAUUUGUGCUGUAGAUUUUAAAGAUUAACUGUUGUCCUGGUCACAGGUGGUGGGGUCGGCCAGCGGCGCCGGUUCUAUAGUGGUCCUUUAAGAUGAUUUUAAGAGGUUUUGGUGCAUUGUGUCCCUUUUUAACAAGAGUACUCUGUAAUCAAGUUCUCUAUGAAACUAGCUGUAUGUUGUGUUUGUGUGUGUGGGUUUUUUUUAAUUUUUUAAUUUCAUUUCCAAAUGGAGUUCGAAAUACAAAGGCUUGUACUGUAUUAGUCUCUUAAGCAUCAUAAAAAAUGCUGGUUUGUACCCCAUGUACAUGUUUCCUGUUAAAGGAGGACACAUUGGCUGUUAAUCUAUAAACAUAUCACAGUUGGGAGCACUUGAUAUGCUACUUAGAUAACCUAUUGAUUUUAUUUUCACUGAAACGCAAGCUGUCAUGUUUCAGAGUAUCAUGCGUGUAUGUAAUUGAGAGAACAGUAGCACGUCAUUAUUCAUUGUGUUUUAGAAAGUAUAGACAUGUACUGUGAACACACAUGGAUUAUGGAAGAGUAGCUUCCUUCAGAGUUAAAAAAAAAAAAAAAAAAGUCUCCUUAUAAUGAAUUUUAAAAUAUAGCUAUUGGUUGUAUUCAGAUGUAUGUAAUAUUUAUUUGAAUUUUUUUAUUUUAAUUGACUGUAUCUGCACAGUUUUCAGACUGAUCCUGACUGGCAUGGCAUGCAAAUUUCAAAUAUCCCAUCAUCCCCUGGGCUAAGCCAAUGAUUGACUGUGCAUGCUAAAAACCAUGGAAAUCUUUGAUCCGUAUGCUUGUAUAGCAUCUCAGAUUUUCAAUACUGCAUUAAAGAGAAACUGUUAUUAAUAGGAGCCAGCUGCUCGUUAAAGGUGGUGAAAACUGAUCUUUCAUGUAAUGUUCAAAAAGACACUUUCACUGCAUUGUAUUACAAAAUGGCUUUGAUUUCAUGGCGUACAAUGACACUGUGUGGCAGAAGGUUUAAAAAAAAGCACCAACAGGGUUUUAAACCAGUUGCUAAGUAGAGUUUGGCUGCUUCCAUUGGGAAUAAUGAGAGCCAUUAUCAGCUGCUUAGUGACUCCCUGUCAAUGCUUGUAAACCUUUCCAGUUAAUAAACGGCAGUUACGUUUUCUAAAAGUAGUGAGAGGCACAGUAAUGAGAAAAUUCAGUGAGAUUUACAUAGGCCCAAAAUGAGCAAAACUAUGCAAAUGUCCUCUGUACCAAAAAUCUUGCUUUUUGUUCAAGCAAACUGCAUUUUCAAUACAGAAUAUGAGUAACUGUUGUGCAUCUUCUGUAUGUAUUUGUUUUGUUAUACGGAUGUAUAACAAGUACCUUUUGCCAUCUGGAUUCUAGGCUAACUUUUAAAGCUCAUCACUAUAAAUAGAAUUAUAGGUGUUUUAUGAAUCAUAGGACAUUUUCUUCACUGCAUUGUGGUUUUGGGGGCAUAAAAUAUUAGUUAUUCUGACAUUAAGUCUACGGGUACUGGGCCACUAGUCAUGCCAAUGUGUAGCUUGCUUGUGAAUGCAAAGUUAAAUAACACUUUUAGUGUCACAACAGCAAGUAGUGUGAUACACUGCUUUUGUCUGUGAUCAUUGUUAAAGGAACACUAUGGGGUCAGAAACCCAAACUUGUAUUCCUAUAGUGUUUAAAACCACCGCUUAGUUGGCUUGAUCCCCUUAACCGGUAAGAAAAGCAUUGGAUUGGCUGAGACCAUGAUGGGUGCGGGGACCAAAGGCCGGCCUGGCCAAUCCACAUAUCCUCAAAUAGAUGCAUGAAAUCUCUAUGAGGAAUGUUCAAGUCUGCAUGGAGACACUGAAUGUCAGUAUUGCACGCUGUGCGGCACUGACACAGGAAGCACCUCUAGUGGCCAUCUGAGGAGAGGCCACUUAAGGUGUCCUUAGGCUUUAAUGUAAAUACUGCCUUUUCUCUGAAAACACUGUUUACUGCAAAUUGCCCUGCAGGGACUCUCCUUAAUCUGUAGUUGUUCUGGUGACUAUAGUGUUCUUUUAACAGUAAAAAAAAAAUGUGCCCUUAUUCCAUUUGUCUUAAUUUGACUUUUCUGAAUGUGUGCUGUUUACAUAACUGUUUUUUGCGUACUUUACCCACUAAACUAUUGUAGUACAUUUAAGGGGACACUCCAGACCCGUAAAGCAUUUUAGCUUGCAGAAAGUCUCUAUAUGUGAAGAGUGAGUCCUCCCUCUUUUUUUUUUAUUUUUUUUUGUGUGCAAAUUGUUCAGAUUACAACAGAUUUUGACACGUUUAUAAAUUAACCUGGUUCAAAAAAAACUAAAGCAGACAACCGGCCCUGUUACUUACUGGUUUGGUUAGCUCAGUAGAUCUAAACUCAAGAGGCAGCAUUUGCAGAGAUUAUCUGUCUUGCAAAGAUUAAGAUACAUUGGAAUGUCUGUGAUUGGGCAGCCACAGAAAGUGUGGGAGGGGAUAGAAAGGGAGGACUUGCAAAGGCUGCAGACAAGAGAAAUGCAGGCUUUGCAAGAGGUUUUCAGAUAUAUCCCUAAUAAAAAAAACAAAAAAAGCCCACAAUUUUAAAGCAUGUGUGUUGUCAUUUGAGGCAUAUCUACUAAACAGUGAUUUUUAUUUAUUUUGUAUUUGGACGUUGGAGUGUCCCUUUUUAAUGUAUAAUAUGUAUUCCCUUUUAUUUCUGUACAGAUGGGAGGUUUGUGAAGAUAGCUCUAUCCCAUCCUAUGGAAACUCAAGGCAGCAUGGAACAACCAUUCAACAUAUCAUCUCUGGUAUUUAUAUCAUGUUAAGAUAUUAAAUAGUAAAUAUCAGAUGGGGUUCUGUAUCAUCUGUGAGCAGUUGGCAUUGACACCAGUUGAAUAUUCCAAGUGACCGUUAAUUGGAUGGUUUAUUAACCUUUUGUUUCAUUGGGCACACAUCAAAUAUAUAAUAUAAAUAGAUAUAUGUAUAUAAGUAAUAUGAUUUAAAAGCCCUUUUCUUAAUUUUGCUAUUUCACUUGUUUAUGAGUUAAUUCCCUUAUUUGUUAUCCAUAUGUGAAAUUGGAGUAUUUAAGGAAACCAAAUAAGGGAGCUAACUUUUAAACACAUACGUGUGUGUGUGUGUGUGUGUAUGUAUAUGUGUGUGUGUGUGUAUAUAUAUAAAUAUAUAUAUACACACACAUACAAUCACACACCUAUAUACAAACACGCAGUCCCAGACCCACACACACCUACAAUCACAGACCUAUACAGUCACAUACAUACACACAAUCAAUCACAUAUGUACACACACAAUCACAGAUAUACCAACACACAAUCACACACACAAUCACAGACCUAUACACCCAUACAAUUUUCAUACACUCAUUAUCACAGACAUAUCCACAGACCUCCCCCAAACCCCUCUCCCCACCAUCCCUCCCACACACACUCACACAAAAAUCACAUACACAUUUAGUGCUAAAGAGGUCCACCCAGCCUCCCUACCUUGCUCUGGGAAGGCUGGAAUGGAUCCUCUGUCCCUGGUGGCUAGCGGUUGCUUCUGGGCUGGGACCUCUUUGAUUUUGCUGCACAGGUCCCUUGUGUGCCCAGCCUCGGCGAUGGAGCUGUCCAGGAGGAGCAUGGUAUGUAAACCGCUCCAUGCCUUCCUCGCCGUCCGUCAGCGCGGACAGCAACCGGGCCACACUGCUAGUAGUCUCAAAGCAUCAUGCGGCCCGCAGGUUAGAUACACCUGGUUUAAUCGAUAGCAAAUGUAUGAAAUAUCUAAUUGGUGCGUUGUAGUCUGAAAAAAUACAGGGGGGAGAAUGUGAAAAAAGUUGUGAUACAUGUUUGUGUCAGUUGCUUCAAUUUCUCAGCCACGAUGAAUAGAGCUGGAAUAGGACUUGGAAGACCGUGAAUUGCUUUGGUGGCCAAAUAAAUUGCACAUGCUGUUAAUCUCUUCAGGACAUCAUUCUAUUUUGUGAAUAUUGCUCCCAAUAAACGAAGGUGUAUUAAAAUAAUAAAGAGAAGAAAAAGCGAGUCAAAAAAAAAUUUAAAUUGCCAUUUAAAAGCAUUUUAAUAGAUUACAAGUGAUUUAUUUAGAAUAGCAGGUCAUCAGAACAAGGGGUCCUUUUCAGAGUCCGCGUGUGUUUUAUUUUGUUGUUGAAAAUGUGUGUUUUGGGAGAUUCACUGGUAUUUUGUAGGUGCUCUAUGUCUGCGUUUUUGUUUUUGAAGGUUGUACACACAUAAAUAAGUAAAUGGCACCCCCCUAGUGGCUAGAAAAUGUGAACAUGCAGGAUAAAUAGAAAUAUGUUACUAACCUCAUUUAUUUUGACAAGAUAAAAAGGAAUCUACUUCCAAUCAAAUACCCUGACCCCACACCUAGAUGAAAGUAACCAGUAAAUUACUGCAUUUUCUCAGCGCACCAAUCCUCCUCCAACACUGCUUGAAAUAUAUGAACCAGUGAAACAGGAAAGAUUUUUUUUUUUAUAUGAAGACAACAGAACAUUUCAUAUAAAACACUUCAAGGAUUGUCCAACCGUAGCCACCGUUUUAUCUACCCAAGUUGUAUAGGGUUUGAAAAUGAGAUUUAAAAAACAUCCAUUUAGCUAUCAGAUAAAGGUUCAUCUUUAAUUUUCCUUUUUUUAUUUUUUUAUUUAGGAAGGCUUUAUCAGGAAGAUAUGCUGUGUAAAGUUCUUGAUUUUCUUUUUUAAAUUUAUUUUUUAUUUUAUUUAUAGAAACGUCUAACAGCCAUGCCGGACCACACGGAUGUGUCACUAAGCCCGGAGGAGCGUGUUCGUGCAUUAAGCAAACUGGGCUGCAAUAUUACUAUCAAUGAGGACAUUACUCCACGGCGUUACUUCAGGUCUGGAGUGGAGAUGGAGCGCAUGGCCUCUGUGUAUUUGGAAGAAGGAAACCUGGAAAAUGCGUUUGUCCUCUAUAAUAAAUUUAUCACGUAAGGAACCAUUCCGUUUUCCAUCCAGGUUUUGUGCAUUGUUUAUGCAUUUACAGAUCAUUUUCAAACAACUUUUUGCAGGUUGUUUGUUGAAAAACUGCCCGGCCAUCGAGACUACCAGAAAUACGAAAUCCCUGAGAAACAGGAUAUUUUGAAGGUAAUUUAUAUUGAAUGAUAACCAUACCUAAGCCUACUAAACCUCUUCUCUGUGGAAUAGUAAUAACGUGUUUUCAAAGUUCUGGGCCUUGAUGACUACAGUGCAGGCUUAUUGGUCUUCACCAAAAAUUGUUUAGAAUGGAAACAGGCUGGAAUUGAGUGUCCUUUAUUUAUUUAUUUAUUUAUUUAUUAUUUUAUUUGUAUUUCAUCAAAAAGAGAACUUGUUAAAAUUUGCAAACCUAAAAUAAUAAAAGCUAGAAAAAUAUUUUUAAAGUUACUUUACAUCUGUACUUGCACAGCAAAGUCUCCUUUCUAACGUAGAAUUGGUUCCACCAAUCGGGAGCCUUUAACAUCUGAAAUUAUUUUAGUGAAUAACUCUUUGAAUGUAACAAAUAAUCUGUGGGCAGCAUCUAAAGUUCAGACUUCUGCUGAUUUGGUAGUGACUCUAUGUACAGUUCUGCUUAAGUAUCAUUGUGGAAUUACUAUGCAGACAACAUGACCUAUAAAAAAAAAAUAGGUCUAUAUGUGUCACAUUCUGUAAAGUUAUGUUAACAUAAUUCAAACAAAUUUCACACCAUUUUUUUUAAUCCUUCCUUUUUUUUUUUUUUAUAAAGAAAUUAAAGGAAAUUGCUUUCCCAAGAACCGAUGACUUGAAAAAGGAUAUUUUAAAGAAAUAUCAUUUGGAAUACCAAGAAUAUAUCCAUGGGAUUGUAAGUUCUGCUAAGCCAAUACAUACAAUGUAGUGCAGUACAUGCCAAACUAUAACUUUUCAUCUCUUCAUCCGAGAGCUAUGAUUAAGUACCCACUAAUUUUUUCAAAGUUCAUAGCUCGAUUGAUUUACUCACAUACUGCUAGACCUGUAAUCACAGUGGUGGCAAUCAUUCACUUGAAUGAAUUUAUGUUUAUGUUGUAUGGACAUUCAGUAAUUCUUCCUUUUAAGUGAAUGAGAGUCCAGGAACUGUAUGAAAUAGCCCAGCCAUAUCACAAAUAUUAUCUUUGUUCCUGGAGUGAAAUAUCAAACAUAAGAAAUAUGCUGCAAAUUAUUUUUAUUUUUAUUGUAAAUUGCAUUUAAGGUCUGGUUUGGGCUUCACACAAUUUUCUUUUCAGAACAAAAGAAAAGCAGAAUGUAUGAAAAAAAUGGAACAGCAGCAGCUCAUAGAAGCUGAAAGGAAACGUGUGGCACAGUUACGCCAGCAGCAGAUACAAAAUGAGCAAUUUAGCUUCUUUGAGGAUCAGCUUCGGAAACAAGACUUGGCACGAGAUCAGCUGAAAAGCAAAGAACACUCCAAGGUGUCUGAGCAGAUUGAUGGAUGCAUGUCCUCUUGUAUCUCUUCUCCCAAAAGCAAUUCUUUAUGCAAUGCGUUGACGGGACAAGCUGGAAAAAAUGAUGCAGCCAUGUAUGCUGGGCAGUCGCCUCCGGUGAACAGGGCCUUAAGGCCGGCAGCUACAUUAAGUGCUGUACAGAGUAAGUACUUACUAAGUAUUGCCAAAUGUCUUAUAUGAGCAUCUCUUUGGAAAAUCUCUGUGGCUGUAACCCAACUCUUCCUCCUUAAAAUGUAGAUUUUCUCUGGCUCUGCAUGUUUGGAUAGGAGCACACUCUACUAGUCCACACCUCUUCUAAUUUAAUUCUUCAUAGAGAAAUAUAAACUGGCCAGUUUUGUGUGUCAUGUCCUUUGCUGCAUUCAAAAAUUAUACCUGAAUGGGCAGCCUAAUAAACUGGUAGAAGUCUGCUAGUAUUUGCAUUGAAUUAAAGUGCUGCAAGCGCUCAUUGUAACAGUUUUGUCAGUGUUUAGGAAGAGUUUGUUAUCCGCUAUCCACAUUUCUACCUCUGUGAAUUGGUUUUGGAGCACGGCCUCAAGCUGCGGUAGAUUAGUGUCGUCUACAUACAUGUGGACAGUUGAAGAUUUGCAGACGUUGGGCAGAAUGUGAAUAGCAGGGGGCCGAGUAUGGAGCCUUGGGGAACACCACACAUGACUGGAAGAGGGAGGGAAGCGCUAUCAGAAAUGGCCACAUAUUGCUAUUGGUCUGAAACAUACGCUCGAAACCAGGUUAAUGGACGAUCACCAGUGCCUGAGUUUUUGCAAAAGAAUGCCAUGAUCUACUGUGUCAAAGGCCUUGGCAAAAUCAAGGAAAAUAGCUCCAGUUAAGUCUCCUUGUUCCUUACCAAUUUGGGUGUCAUUGCAAAGAGGGCAGUCGAAGUUGAGUGAUUGGACGAAAGCCUGAUUGAUCAGGGGUCAGAUAAUUUGAUUGUUAAUAUUCACAUAGCUGCAUAUGGAUGCAUUUUCCCAAGAUUGUUGACACUACAGGGAGCAAUGAUAUCGGGCGAUAGUUAGAUACCAAAGUAUUGUCACCACUUUUAUGGAUCAGUACAACUUUUGCAGUCUUCCAAAGUUUGCAUAUGUAUCCUGAAACCAGGGAUUCAUUGAUAAGGGUAGUGACAGGUUUAGCAAUUGCUGUCGCACAGAGCUUCAGCAACAUUGCUGGGAUUUGAUCUGGUCCACACUGGUUUUUUCAUUUUUAAAUUAUGAAGAUGUUUAGUAACAACACUUUUCUUUGUUUAUUAUUUUUAAUAUGAUUGGAUACAUCAGUGGCUUACACCCUUUUGGCAAUCGACACAAUAUAAACCUAUUCUAUAUAAGCAAUUCUUCACGUUUAAUAAAAUAUAUAUAACUACAUUUUUAUGCAAUCGCUGCAUUUUCGGAUUAUAUGCCUGGGUAUGAAAUCAGUCUAUAGGCUUAAAGAGCUCUAUUGGAUAAUCUGAAAGGGUUAACCAGCUCUCCCUUUGACCCCAAUAUGGCGUUAGCGGGGCCAUUUAUUGUAAUCAAUUAUACUCCAGACCAUUGAGAGGCAUAGCCACGAUCAGGGCACAGUAUAUCAACCCAACAGGAAUACUAUUUAUGCUUAUUAAUGCAAGUUCAUUAUAUGGACAUCUGUUCAAUACUGCACUUGUCUUUGCUGUGUAUGCCCUCUAUUCCAGAGAAUAACUCUAGACAUGGACACUUAUGUUAAGAUGAUCUACUCCAUAUUAAAAUGUCCAUCUCACCUUUACACCGAUGAGACUAUUCAUAUGCAACAACACACAAUUGCAUUUCUGUACUCUUUGAUCAUCUAUUUAUGUACAUUAGCGAUAUGUCUUUGUAGCUAUAACGGUUCUCACUUGGUUAAAUAUGCUUUUACACGUAGGAAGGUGUCAACCAAUUGCAUGACGAUACAGCAUUGGGGGGCGUGGUGAGUUCGGAUCCCGUUUUUUUGGCGCAAACUUACAGCACACGCCCCCUCUGCUUAUUGGUACAAUGGAACUAUAAAGGAGCCACUGGUGUCUGAGGACGCCUGUAUAGCCUCAGAAGAAGGCGCGUUUAGCAGCGUCGAAACACGUGUUAGGUAGCAGGUAGUUAGGUUGGAUAGGUGGUCGUGCUCGAGCCGUUACAGAUUCAGCUCGUCAGUUAGUCAGAAUCUAUUGCUUCGACGAUUGGUUAGAGUUUUGCUACACUGGGGGUUGUGUAUUAGUAGGGGUACCUUUCCUUUUGUGCGGGGGAGACUCGACUUUCUUCAUCUCCCCACCUCGUAGUGAGGUUUCAUCAUUCAACAGCCACAGAGGCACAACCUACACUGUAUCACUUCGUCACUGACUCUGAAAUAGCUGAGUAAUCUAGCAAUUUAGUAACAGACCUCCUUGUUAUUUGCAAAUAUAUACUUCUCUCCUUAAUAUGUAGCUUUAUUUUGCUACUUUCUACCCCAGAAGAUUCUCUAAGCAAUUGCUGGGGGGUUUCUUGUUAGGAGGGUCAUUAAUCACACAUUAUUAUUCUAGAUGGCAACAUUUUUACAAGUUACCAUUACUCUGUAGCAGGAUGAGCACUGUAGUGGGAUCCUUUUUAAUCUCAAGAUUAUAUUAAUUUUUCUGAAGUGGUAUUUUUAGGCUAUAUAUCCCACUCAGGAAUAUCGGUUUCACCUAUCUAUACCUAUUUUAAUCAUUUUUUGUUAUCCUCAUUUCAUCACUACUAAUAUGAGUAUUUAAUACAGUAACUAUUAAAGGUUAUGUUUUAUGUGUGUGUGUGUAUGUAUAUGUGUGUGUGUGUGUGUGAUCUACUAGGGGGCGCCCUAUUUCUUCUGACCCACCAGGUCUGUUUUUUCUUUAUACACAUAAGUGAGGGUUAUCCCCUGUCUUGGUCGCCCCAGAUACACACUUAGCUGGUCCCCCUAGGUGUAUCUAGCUCGUUCACUAACAGGCACAGGUCUAAAAUUGCCUCCUCCUCUCCUUGCUCUGUCAUUUCUAAAACAUGAAUAACCCUGUAUGUAUGUGUUAUUGAUUUUAAAUACUUAACGGCAAAUAAAACGUGUGUUUACAAUUAUUUAUCAAACUAGCAAUAAAAAGUUUGCUUCAUGCUGUUCUGUCUGUUGUAUGAAGUGUUUGCUAAAGUAAAGUGUAGACUCCUUUUAUUUAUGGCCCUUUCUUUCUGAAGGCUUUGAAAGGUUAUGUACAAAGCUCAUUGGCUUCCAAAGCUUAGGUCUUGCAACUUUUACCUUGUAACGCAUUAUGGUCAAUUUUACUGCUUGCUGAUCUCAGGCUGAUCCGAGCUAUUAAUUAUGUAACACAGCAAAGUUCUACAUGCCCAUAAAAAGCAUAACAUUAAACUAGGAUGAUUGUUUGUUUGUUUAUUACAUUCAUAUUUGUUUAACACGAUUUUAAUAUUGUAAGUGCUCGAAAUAGCUACAUUAACGUUCUAACAUUCCUCAGUCCUGUCCAGUACACUGUGACACAUACAGUACGACACAAAUUCCGGUCCGCAUUAAUGUCAGUAAAUAGAUUAAUUCCAAGAUUAACUCUUUUAAUUUGUUAAUUGUCUGGGGCUUCCUCUUAAAAACUUUAUUCCUUACUAAACUCGCCCCCCCUCCCCCCCCCAAAAAAUCUUUUUUUUUAAAAGCUGGUUUGUGCUUGUGUUAAAAUCACCCUAAUUUUCAGGAUAAAAUCUGCAAAAUGAGUGUUAUUGGUUAUUAGAGGGUUUAAAACAAUUUGAUUGGUUUGCAUUUAGAAGAUAGUCUUUAUAAUUGGAUGCCUUUUAGAAAUAACCCACACUUUAUCAUCAGAGAAAUGUUAAGUAGUGUUUCAAAGUUCUAAGAUAAGAACUAAAUGACUUCCUGGUGGCAUGAGAGAUAAGCUCCAUAUAAACAAGGAAUUCAUAUAGGAAAUGGUUUGUAUUAAAAGAAGAAAAUAAAUAAAGUUAAAUAGUAUCGUGAUGGCAUUUCUAUAAUUUGAGGUCUAAAGUGUUCUAACAUUUUAAUAUGAAAACAGUAUUUAUCCAAUUGCAUGUGCCUAAAUCACAAUUUUCCUUAUGUCCCAUGUGUGGUGCUACAUCUUGAUUUGCAAUCUGUACAUUUUUGUUAUGCUAUUUUUUUUUUAUUUUUUUUUACUUCAUCAGAGAGGACCAUUAGUCCUAUCUAGAAGGUCUCUGAAACAAAUUGAACAUGGAUGUUGGUUGAAUGAGAUAUAAACAAAUAGUUGUUAGUGGGCACUCAAGGUUUGUGUAGAAUUCAUGGAUGAUGGCAACCACUUAAUCAUUAGACAUUUGAAUGAGCCUGUCGGAGAGAGAAAUGUAGUCGUACUUUUGUGAUCUGUGCGUGAAACUAGAAGGUUACGCUAACCUCAAUAAAAGUAGCUUUGUUUAAAAAUACAGGUUUUUGAAGAGAUUGAACAAGCCCGGGAACAACAUCUUGUUUCUCUGACUGCUAUGGUCUGAUGUUGCCCUGAGUGUGCCACAUUGAUGUUGGGCUUGACAUUAUGGCAUGACAUAACCCUGUAUUAGUCUGACACAUUUUGGCAACACCAGAGCAGUGUGAAGCAGGAGUCUACAUCUGGGAAAUAGGCACAUCCUCCUCCAACCAUUAGACAAGAUGAGGCCAAUCUCUAUUUUAGGACAGAAGGUAGGAAAAUCCAAAUCAAAGGACCUGUGAUAAUGGAAAGGAUACUGUAAAAUGGCAGUCUUGCAGAUAUCUUUUGUGCAGGCCCCUGCUAAUAUUGAGAAUGACCCUGCUAUUACUUUAUAAAAUAUCCAGAUCGUUACUCUUUUUCACAUAAUUUCUUUACUUCUCCUAGAUGAAAUUGUAGAAGGCUUACGAAUAGUUGUUCUGCCCAAAGACCUGUCACAAAAGUUCUUGCAAUUGGCUGAUGCGAACACGACCAAGGGCAUUGAGACCUGCGGGAUCCUCUGUGGCAAACUGGUAACUAUUAAAAUCUCCAUUCUAUGUGAUUGAACGGAAUUAGUCAGGCAAUAAAAUGAACCUAAGGAUUAAUCGUCACAAGGCUAGAGCAGAAGCUUUAUUAGUCUAAGAUUAUGGUAUUGCAGACCACAAUUAAUUGAAACUGAUGAGAAUUCUUUAUAUCUGAGAAUCUGAAGGUAAAUCUAUGUAUCCAGUACUAAAAAAGCUGUUCUUGUGCAGCUCCUAAAUUGCUUCUAGUAGGGGGGUGUGAAGUGCUUAUGUUAGGAUAAACUGAGCGUGCAUGGGGUGAAAGCCAAAUUUCUUCAAAUAAAAGGACAGUAUUUAUAACGGAUAUAACACGUGACUUAAUGUUAUUCCCAAUGUUUAAAAGCUCAAACUAUCCGUUAUACUCCUUUGCAAUGUUAGAACAAACUGAGGUUAUAGUUACAUGGUUUUUUUUGUGUAUUUUUUUUUUUUUUUUUUUAUCUUGGCAGAAAUGCACUUCCGACAGAAUUGUCUAAUUGCUCAAAGUCGCAAAUCUCAGUACAGAUUCCAUAACUAACCUGAGUUGUGCUUAGUAGAAGCCUUUGAAUUCCAGUACUUCUAGUUCUGAAAUUUGAAAGUAGUCCAUCAAGUAAUCUACACCCCCUUUUUACAAAUGAAGAUGUAAUGUGUAUUAAAAAGGGGGGGGGGGGGACACAAAACCAUGAAACAAAAAAAAAAAUGGUUUCUUUUAUAUCAUUGUCACCAGACAAUGCGAUGGAUUCAUCAUUUUACAUUGACCUUCCACUUAGUUUUUGGACUGCAUUUCCAAACAGAAUACAUACGUUGUAGAUUGUCCAUGAUAUGUAAAUCUGUAAAGACCAAUUAUAAAUGCAAAAUAUGAGGGGAAACUCUCUGCUUUGCAUUUAUCAAUGUAAAGUAGUUACAGUCCUUAACAUAGAAAAUAUUGGAUUCAUAUGUCUUAAAGCAUAGCAUUGCCUACUGCUUUACUAAUCCUUUUGAAUUUAUUUUGUAGACACACAAUGAAUUCACGAUCACCCAUGUAAUUGUACCUAAGCAGUCUGCAGGACCAGACUACUGUGACAUGGAGAAUGUGGAAGAGUUAUUCAAUGUACAAGAUCAACAUGAUCUGCUCACUCUGGGCUGGAUCCACGUAUGUGAACUGUAUUUACUAAAGACUAUUUGUUUUAUAAAUGUACUAUUGUUCUAUAAUGGAAUGUGUGUUGUACUACAAGACUGCUGUAUCAAACGAUUGGCUUUCGCUCUAUAAUCUGUCUAUCUAAUUGGCUAAAUGGUAAUAUAAUUGUUAUAUAGAUUGCCAAAUGAUACGCAGAAAAAGUAGAACACUUUGGUGCAUUUCUGUGUAUAAAAUAGUUGAACCCAACAUUGACAUGUACAUGCGCCAAUGAAUAAUUCCAGAAAUUAAAGAUGUCACUGAAAGCCUGAUGCACAUCCAAAUUUUCUCAGAUGAAACUUUUUAGAGAAUAUAAGACUGAAGUGCACAACAGAGUCAAGAUGCCAAUCUGGUAAUUUAAAAGUCCCGUAUGGUGCACCGCUUCUUAGGACUGCAAAUUGUAUUUUAUCUUACCAAAUGCUGCCUCCUGCAGAGCACUUCAAAGCUUAGAAGGAAAAAAAAACUUAAUGAAAAUUAAAGUAAUUCCUUGUUGCUAGCUUGCCUACAUUCCUUUCCCCUUUGCAGGGUCUGCCUCCAAUUCCACUGUAAAGCCGAUUCGUAUGGUCAGAUUGACAGUAGUUUGGGAGUUUGUUGUUGUUAGUAUUGUUAAUCACAUAAAACUUGCAGGUGGUGGGCUAUGCAGGAGAGAACUAAAUUACAUAUUCUACUGCUUCUUAUAAAACUCCUGGUUCCAUUGGAUGCUGCUUCACCCACCAGACAUUAUGGUACAGCAAAUGCUUAGUGGGAAAUAGUUAUACAGGUGAUCUACAUCUAUCUGAGCAUGCAACGAUCUGGUGUAUACAGAGCCUGGUUGGGGAGAUAGUUGUUGCUCAACCCUAAGCCUUAUGGAUAUAAUUUAAUGCCAGUGAGAGGUGAUGGUUUUCUGGCUUCUUGUAAAGUGAUCAUAAUUUGCUGAAUUUGAAAUACUGCUCUUCAUGGCAGUCAAGAAAGAUAUUAUAUUAAUUACGCCGCUUGGCUGAACUCCCCACUAGGUUACAUGUCUGAGGAAGACCUUCUUCCAUGCAAGUGUGGUUGCUGAAUGCCGAAUGUAAUACUGGAGUGGAUUUUGAGUGCUGUUCUAUAUUAUGUGUGUUGAGAGGGUGGGAAUUGCAUCCUAUGUUAGAAAUGUGUUCUGUAUAUGAUGUUGGUGAAAUGUCUAUGGUUGGUAGAUGGUGUGUUUUUUGUGGAUGCUGUUUUGAAGAUAUAAGUGCUAUAAAGCACAUGGUGCAUGAGUCCCAGGUAGUUCAAGCUGGUGGCACAGACUAGAUGGCUAUUUUUAUUUAUUCACUUUUGCAAUUUAUACAUUUGGCAAAGUUGAUCUGAAUCUAGUAGUAAAUCUGUAAUGUCCAUAUUACACUAAACACUAUAAGCUCCCCUUUUCCCAAGGAAAAUAGCUACAUAGUGCUAGAAGUCUACUUGUUUUCACUAAAUUUGCAGCACUCCCAACCAGUCUGGGAUGUACUGCAGCAUUGGAUGUGAAUAUGGCCAUGGUAUGGGCUUGGACAAACAAUGUUUCAGACCGUAAACCUCUCUGAUGCUGCAAUAAACUGCAAAUUUAUUAGGAAAGAAGCAUUGUCAUCGGGCCAUAAUGUAACCGUAAGAAGAGAUGCUUUGAGGGAGGGCAAUUUAUAAUGUUUCUCUUUGCACAGCUCAGUAAACAGUUUUCUAAUUCUAAAAACCCAUGAUUUGUUUUCCAGACCCAUCCAACACAAACUGCUUUCUUGUCCAGUGUUGAUCUCCACACACACUGCUCCUACCAACUCAUGUUACCGGAAGCCAUUGCUAUAGUUUGUUCACCAAAGCACAAUGAGUAUGUUUUUUCAUUUUAUUCAUUUAUUUAUUAGAUGUUGCAUCAGUCUAAUAUUGGUGUUUAAACAUAAUAAUUUCAAUAAAGCAGUCACAAUCUUUUUAGUAUGGAAAUGGUGCGAAAUGUAUAGGCACUUUGUUUUGACGACUGCAUUCUUACAGGAGUUACAUUUAUUGGCUCAAAGCCAAUAGCUUGCUCACCUAUUGAACGCUAGGCAUCAUGGAAACAAACCUACAGAUUAAACUGAUGAAAGAGUGGUCACACAAUGGAGGCAAAAUGGGGAUUUCAUGUGGGAAAUUAUAGAGCAAUUGGGUUCCUACUUUUGGAGUUCCAGAUAAACUAUGUUCCUACAGCAGGUUUUACCAGUAGUGAUUAUAUUGGAAUAUGCACAUCCUUUACCUAUACCAACCACUAUAGAGCUCUUUGAGUGCAGAAUUUAAGGUGCUUCAGUGUCUGAAUGUUUAUCAGGUAAAUUAUCCAAGCGUCUUUUCGACUUGAAAUGACUAUAAAUGUAAAGGGUGAAAAUGCAGUAAUUAAAUUUCCAAAUUGUUUGUUUAAUUUUUUCUAACUGAUAAACUGCUUCAGUACAUAAAAGAUUUGAUUACUCCUCUGGCACUGAAAACUUCUAAAGGCUUCUCUGCCACCAUUGUUUCAAGCUGAAUUAUACAUUCAACAGCUGAGCAAGGACAUUGUUCCAGGGCCAUCACAAACUUGUAUCUCGUCUGACCUAAAAUGGGGCCCCGUAUUUUCUUCCUCUGCUCCCAUACUAGCUGUACUAUACAUGGCACAUAAGUUCACUACUGGGGGGCGGAGCUUGACCGCGAUCGCGAGCGGCCGCCAUUUCACGGAGCUCCGUGUGUCCCAGCCACAAAAACCUGAAUAUAGGAGACAAAUCCUCUCUCCCUACCUGCUACAGGCUGUCACCUAACAGAGCAGGCGACCGGGAGAGGACCUAUGCCGUUCUUUCAGCCGGCGAGGGUCAAGAGACAGAAAUCACAGAUCACCACACACUCCAACAGAGCCUGCACAACCAGACUCCCCGCCAGAACAGGUACCAAGCACUGCAGAGGGUUUGGCACCGGUCACUCAAUGGGACUUCCGUAAUCUAGUCCAAGAGCUCAAGACGCUUCUGGCAACAGACGUGGCAAGUAUAAAAGCAGACAUUCAGGCAAUGGACACCAGGGUGAAGGCCUCUGAAGAGGAAAUAGCAACACUCAGACAGGGGCUCUCAGACCUCCAAGCUACAGCAAAUUUUCAAUAGACUGUAUAUAUACCGGCUGCUGGUGGAACCACCUCUACAGUGGCGAGAGACGUGAUAGUCCGAUGCUCCACUUCACAUGACAAAAGAAUCCUGAUGACAGCACUACAAGGCAGGACGCCACUACCCUUUGAGGGGAAUAAUCUCUCAUUCUACCAGGACCUUACCAGGUCCACAUUGCAAUAGCGAUGAUUCCUGCAACCAGUCACUAGACACCUAAGAGCAACAGGAGUGGAAUACCACUGGAGAUCCCCCUAGGUUCCUGGUGGUCAAUCAUAAAGGGACUGUGCAUAAAAUCUCAUCGCUGGCUGAGGCAUCUAAUUUCUACAAAGCCCUGGGAAUCCAGAACCUGCAGACCCAUCCUGAGUGACACCCCGGACCCAGAGCCGAAGUGCCCUCAACGUCACCGGGUCACUAGAAACCUGAACUCUCAAGGGAACUUACCUACCCAAUGAGGCACAAGUACCAAAAGUUUAGCCCAGUUAUUCUUUUUUGCAUAGCUGACAUAACAGCACAACACACACCAGACGGACACAGUUACAUAAUAACAUAAUAAGAUGCAGCCUGCUGAGAUGUGCAGACACCACUCAUAAACUGCAGACCGAUCGCAACUCCCCUCCCCCCCGACAGCCCCUUGGUUUGGGGCACAUAUAGAAGACAGCCUGCCAUCACUACCCCGAAUGGGGUACACACCUACAUACAAACGCUAACGACUGAUCUUCCUAAGCUAACCAUACCCACUUGACCGAAUACCAAUGCACUCGGACCGGUUACAGGGACACAUACAACAACCCAGACACACAUACACCUGUAAUGUUAUGUCUAUGUACUCCCCAACCACCUUUUUCUCUUCUGUAUCCCAAAAUGCAUUGAUAUGAAAAAUUUCAAUAAAAAGAGAUUGACAAAAAAAAAUAAUAAGUUCACUACUACUCAGAGCGUUAUGCGCAAGAGGUCUACUUCAAACUAGACCAUUAAUAUCUCCCCUCCAUCUACCUGCUGUGCUGUGAUGGGGCAAACACAUGGAGGGCAGUGCCUGCAAAAGGCCAACUGAUGCCUGCUCAGCUAUGAGACAAAGCAGCACUGUUUGUAACUGGUUAGCUUGGUUCAUAUUAAUCUGGCAAAUAGUUAUGUACAGUAUUCCUUAAGUAAGCAUUGUUUCUUGUAAUGUAAAGGUUUUAUAUUGCAUAAUAUUUUACUCGCUUAUUUUUGAAAAUUCCUACUUCACUUGAUUCCUCAUUGGUAGGAACAAGCAGCUAUUCAAAAGACCAAGAACACCACCCCUAAUUUUAUUUAUUUAUUUAUUUCAUGUGAUAUCAAGUUCCACUAGUAAACCAUGGGAAACUGUUUUAAAUGGGACACUCGGGCUUUGUAAAAGAUUUGUUUUAAAGUCAACUGCAUUAUAAUGGGAAAAUGGGUCCUUUGGCAAAUUUGUUUUUAUAGAAUGUGUUUGCACUCUAAUGCCAUGUAUAAAAAAUGACUAAAAAAGGUUAAAGUAGACACUAUAGCCAUAUCUGCUCAUUAAAUUGGUAAUAAUAAUUGAUGUCUAUUGGCACUGUCUAUCCAUGCCAUGUUAAACCAUUUACAUGCAGUUUAAUAUUUAAUAAAGGCCCCUGGUCAUGCACAGUCUGACCCCUAGUGGAGGUAUGACUAAGGCAGAUAUUACACAGUUCUUUCUACCUAUACCUGCAGUGGUCACUGUGAUGGGCUGAAAGCACAGAGGAUGAGCUUCUGAGGACUCUCGUUUAACAUUCAAAGAUUAAAAAAAAGAUUAAAAACUGCUUAAUGCUAAAUGGAAGGGUAGAACCUGGGCUCAAUAAACUAUAACCACUUCAAGGAGACUAAGCAGUUACAGUGCCUGCAGUGUCACUUUAAGAACCAAUGGAAUAAGUCUAGCCUCUGCAGCCUUUAGAAAUUGCAUUUAGAUUUAGUCUUAUUGUAAAUCUCACAAAUGGCAGAGAGAGCAUAUUUUUGGUUUGGUUUGAGACCAUAUGUUUUGUUUUUUGUUGUUGUGGUUUUUUAGUACGGGGAUUUUCCGACUUACAAACGCUGGUAUGCUGGAAGUAUCUGUAUGUAAAAAGAAGGGCUUCCAUCCACACAGCAAGGACCCGAGGCAAUUUAACGUAAGUGAUGUGCAAUUGAUGACCGCUGUAUCUAUGCCUGGCAGUGUGUCCAUUGAUAAAUCUAAUUGGCAGACAGAUUGCUAGAAUGUUUCUGUAGAACUAAUCCUGUGGCAUAUCAUUUCUCAGUCUUGAAUAUCCUCUGUUUUCACUGCAAUUCAUCAGCCACAUCUGGAAAUGCUCUCUAUAAGAGCAUGGGUAGGCAACCUUCAGAAUUCCAGAUGUGGUCUGCAUCUCCUCUGAUUCUUUGCCAGCAUUAUGACUGUAAGAGCAUUAUGGGAGAUGUAAUCCACAACAUCUGGAAUGCCGAUGGUUGCAUAUCACUGUCUAGAGUGUCUUUAUAAUGUUAUCCUAUGGAAAUAGAACAUUCUACAGGGUUUUUCGCUUAUAUGACAAUAUGAGGUCAAAAUAGCUAAACUGAACACACAAUAAAAAAUACCUCUAAAUCUGCUACAUUGGCCUACAUUUCGAAAUUUAAUUUAAAUUCCUGACAAAUCUCACUUUCUAUGGGGAGGGCCUAAUGCACGCCUCCCUCGUCAGGAACAUCGGAGGAGGCAGAGCCUCAACCCAGAGCUGAAGGACAUCGGCACUGGGAUCAGGUAAGUAAAGGGUUUUAACCCUUUAUUUACCACCGAGGGGGGAGGAGGAAGAGCGAGCUAUAGUGCCAGGAAUACAGCUUUGUAUUCCUGGCAUUAUAGUAUCCCUUUAACAUAAGUUUCUUGAGCAAUAUUUUAUUAUGUUUUAUUACACCUUUAAUCUCUGGGUUUAAGGUCAUUCACUGUGUAGGGAUAUUGAAGUUAAACUAGAAUUUCAGGUAUAGCUGGCUGCAAAAAGAAAAAAAAUUGACCUUUGUGAACACUUUCAAAAUGAAAUAAAUCUAAUUUAUAGAACGAAUAAAAAAACAAAACCGAAAGCAGUACAGUGUCCAAACGUAGAUGCAUGGAUAUUGUUGAACUACAACUUCUUGAUGCGUUGUCAUUCUAAAGAAAAGUGUUCAGAUAACAAAAUCAUUGAAAAAUAGCAUUUACAUAAUAUACAUCAAUUUAAAAAAGAAAAAAAAAGCUAAUCUUGUUUUGGAAAUAUGAUUUAGCAAAUGAUUAAAUGCUUGCUCCCUAUACAAGAAGACUCAAGAAUAUAUGUAAAACAAAAAUAAAGAUUUUUCAACUGGAGAUUUGUACAUAUACUAUGUGUAGUUCAAUCCCUAAUGGUCUAUCAAAGCCGGAGUAGUUUCAUUCAUGAAUAGAACAGGCUUGAAACGUUUUUGACCAGAAUAUUGAAACAUUUCAUACUGCUUCAUUUAAUUUGCUUAAUUUGCUUUAUUCUUAUCAUACCUGCAAAGAUACAUGUGUAAAUCUGAACAGGGGUGGGCAGCCUACAGAGGGUGAGCCAGUGACCCAUGUGCAUCACUGGCACUCCCCAAGGGCAUGUCAUCCAGGCAAUAAUGCAUGCCAAUGUGACUAGCAAUUUUACAAACCGGAUUAUGUAUUGCAUGGUGUACUGUUUAGAUGCAUUCCUUACAUGCCUGGAUUGUAUCUUUAACUCCCCUGUCUUUCUGUCAGCAAUAUAUUUUAAUUCCGUAUCAUAAGAAUUCCUUACUAUGGGAUUAGUAAUAUAUCUUUUUUUUUUAAAUUUUUUUAUUUCAGACUUGCAGGCAUGUGAUUGUAAAAGAUGCAAAAAUCACUGUGCUGGACCUGAGGUAA